AUGUUCCGAUUCCUUCUCCCUUUGGCUCUAGUCCUUUGUGGUAAGUUUUUCGUUUUGGAAAAUAACACUUAAAAUUCUAAGCAGAGAAGGAGAGAAAUACUGUCCUAUGCUGAGAUAAUUUUAAAACAUAACUUUUAAUAAUAGAAUAGAUAAAAAUAAAUAAUAAUAAUAAUUAUAGAAAGUGUAGACAAAAAAAAUGCUUUCAAAAAUGUAAAUGUGUGAUAAGGGAAUUUAGAAGAGAUAAUAUAUGAAACUUAAAGAGUAUUAAACCAAUAGACAAAAUGUCCUUAGACAGAAUGUCUGUGUAGACAGACCUAAGGAAAGAUAUAUAUAUAUAUAUAUAUAUAUAUAUAUAUAUCUUUACUAUGAAUUCUAAAGUCUCAUUAGAUAGUACGGUCUACACAUGUGCAAGGGCUAUAUAACGUAACUUAUUAAUGUUGCAAUAAAGUAUACAAUUGCUGUAGCAGCAUGAGGAGCAUAAAUACAACUAGUCCAAAUCCAAUUAUUAAUUAGCAACAGUUAUGUUAGUGCCAUGAUCAAAAAUGCUGGAGAUUGUAAAAUCUAUUAGUACUAGUUGGCGUUACAAGUAGGAUUCCAGAGUGAAUCUAUUAAAUUAAUGUAACUUUGAUCUGUGCCUUCAAGGGCACCUUUCUGUAUUAUCGGCUACUGAGCUGACUUCCUAACUGAAAAUUCUAUUUAGUGCUAGCAUGCAUGAAAUUUAACAUCCAGAAUUUAUUCUAAUGGAUGUGUGAAGUUCAACUGUGCCUUCGAGGGCACCUAUCCAAAUAAGUAACUGCUCAACUAGCUUGCUAACAUAAGAACCCCCUGCAAGACACAACACUGCGUCAAUUUAAUGGCAAAUUUUUGUCUGCAGUGUAUCACUGCGCUGUAUCAGUGCUCGCCGUGGUUUUGCAGAUGGCUAAAUCAGUCCGAAGCCACAAGCCACCCGAAGUGUUAAAUAGAUUAUUGAAGAGAAUCCCAAAACUUUCUAUUAAUCAAAACAAGAGUGGUCUAAGAAUUUAAUCGAGAGGCUGAGUCUCAAGCCCCGACGCACGUUUCUCCGGUAAGCGGCUCUUCAAAUUUUACUGAAAAUUCUUAGAAUAUUCUCACAACUCAGCGUGUAGAAUUCUGUUAGAAUUCAAAGAAGGUAAUCUGAAUUCUGUACUAAAAGUAGAAUUAACAGUAUUGUAAAAACAAAAAAAAAACACUUAAAGAUGCUUCAAACUAUUUAAAAUUGUUAACCUGAAGAAUUAUCAAAGUAUUAUGAGAAGAUAUAUUGAAUUCAUUUUAUUAAUACAUAACUAGAAGGAAUAUAUUAUUUUAUUUACAUUUUUAUUACCUUUAUUUCACUUUUAAAGUAUGUCCUGGAGUGUAGACAGGACUGGACUUGCCCACUGGGAUACCAGGGAAUUUCCCAGUGGACCGGCAUACCUUUAGAGCCGGUGCACCGGCCUUAGGGGUGCAUUUGCCGGGUGACAGGUAGGCAUGAAGCCCACAGCACAGUGUGCUCCCUUCCUAAUAGUCACUUCAUGUAGCAUGACUGAGCAGAUCUUCUGUAUCCUCUACCCGGUCUGACAGGAAGUGCUCAUUGAGAGCGCAUUCUUUCAAACUGGGUAGAGGAUACACAAGAUCCUCUUUCUCAGUCUGCUCAGCCACGCUACAGGAUAAGUGAGCAGACAUAGGGGGGAGAAAUUAGACACAUGAAUGAGCUGGGGUAAUACAUGAAGGGGCUGGGUAGGAAAUUAGACACAUGGAGGGGCAGGGAAGGGAAUGACACAUAGAGGGUCUGGAGAAAAUGAGACACAUGGAGGGGAUGGGGGAAAUAAGACACACAGGGGAGCUGGGGGGGAAAUAAGACACUUAGAGGGGUUGGGGGUGAUAAGACACAUGGAGGUGCUGGGAAAGACAGAGACACACAGGGGCUGGAAAAAAAGAGACACACAUAUUGGCAGAGAGAGCCACACAAAGAGAUUUGGGGGGAGUAAGAGACAGGCUGGGGAAGAAAGAAACACACAAAAUUAAUUUUGGGGAGAAAGAAACACACAGAAGGGCUGGGAAAUGUGAAAAAGAGACACACAGAGGGGCUGAGGAAGGGAAACAAGAGGGCCUGUGGGGAAAGAAAAAUACAGAAGUGCUCAUGUGGAAGAAAGAGACACAUAAGGGCUUGGAAAGGGUCAAAAUAAGAAGACAAAUAGGAUGGGGGAUGGGGGACAGAGGCACACAGAGGGCUGGUGAAGGGGAGAAGGAGACAAUGUGACUGGAGCUAAAAUACUCACCAAAGAGGCUUGGGUUAGUGGAAGGAAGACACACAAAAGGUGAUGGAGGGAAGAGACAGUAACGGGAGUCAAACCCCGACAUGCAGGAAAAAGGUAACCCACAAAAGGUGGAUCUGAAAGACGUAUUUCCAAGCCUUAGAAUGGCCGAACUUAACGUAUUGAUAUAGCGAGAAUCAUGGUCAAGAAAAAAUCAAAGUCAGGGAUACAGAAAUACACAAAGUCAAAACAAAGCUGGGUCAGGAUACCAGAAAAUGUACGCGUUAAAUAUCAAGCUGGGUUAGGAUACCAGAGAUCACAAGUUAAAUAUGAAGCUGAGGUCAGGAUACCAGAAAUCACAAGUCAAAUAUGAAGCUGAGGUCAGGAUACCAGAAAUCACAAGGGAAUCUCUAGGAGCAUUAAGCAAGGAUCUAAAAAGACACCACUAUAUGGUAAUAAAUGGGGGCUAAAACAAGCCUUAAAUAGGUUUAUCUAUGUUCUGAUAGGUCCAUGUCAUCAUUGUGACUCAAAAUAGAUUAGGCGGAUGAUGUGCUCACUUUAAGAACAGGAGAGACGUCAUGCCUACACCUCAGGGCCAUACUGCUUACAAUGGACCAGAUACUGGAGAUUACCCCUUAGGAACCUAGAGUCAAGGAUAGCAACAUCCUCAUACUACUCAACCUCCUCAACUGAUACAGGAGGUUGAGAAGUGUGAGGUCCAGUAAAUCGAUUACAGAUCACAGAGGUUUUAACAGGGAGGUAUAGAAGGCAUGAGGUAUACUUAUGGAAUGAGACAAUUCUAGAGCAUACAAUACAGGAUUCACUUUGCGCAAGAUGAGGAAAGGACCAAUGAAACGAGGAGCGAACAUAAUGGAGGGCACACGAAGACUGAUAUUUUGGGUAGAAAGCCAAACGCUAUCCCCCACCACAUAGGAAGUAACUACACAACAAUGCCUAUCUGCCUGUGUUUCUGAGCAGCAUUAGCCAAUAGCUUUCGAACCUGUUCCCAAGUACUACGUAAACCAGCCAUGUGCUCAUCCAGAGUUGGCAUCCCCUGUGAGAAGAAUGCAGUCAGGAGAAAAACAGGAUGCCCGUCAUAGACUACGUAAAAAGGGCUAAAACCCGAGGAUUCAUGAGCAGCAUUAAUGCGAGCAACCUCAGCCCAAGGAAGCAGGUCAACCCAAUUAUCUUGGUGAUGAGAAACAAAACAACGUAGAUACUGCUCAAGAGACUGGUUUGGCACGUUCGGCAGCUUCAUUAGUCUGAGGAUGGUAAGUGGAGGAAAAGGACAAUUCAAUACCCAUCUCCGACCAAAAGGUCCUCCAGAAGCGAGAAAGAAAUUGAGUACCUCUGACAGAUACUAUUUGUUCUGGUAUGCCAUGUAGACGGAAUAACUCCCUGAAGAAAAUCCUAGCUAAUUCAGCUGAGAUGGGGAGUUUCCUCAGGGCUAUGAAAUGUGCCAUCUUGAAAAACCUAUCUACGACCAUAAGUAUGACAGUACGUCUGUUAGAAGGGGGAAGUUCUACUAUAAAAUCAAUAGACAAAUUGGACCAGGGCUUAGUGGGUUGGGUUAAAGGUAUGAGCAAUCCACAUGGUCUUUCGUGUCCUUCUCUACAGAAGGCCACCAGAAGUCACGAGCUACAAGGUUUGUGGUCUUGAUUAUUCCAGGAUGCCCGGUGGGUUUGCUGUCAUGACAUUAAGACAUAACUUUAUUGUCUGACAGUAGGUGUAACAAACAAUUUAUCGCUAGACAUGUCUUCAGGGGACUCAGAUUGAGUAGAUAUGAUGUGUCUUAACAGUGAAGAGGAGACGGAAAGAACUGUUGAAGCUACAAUUCUUUCUAGGGGAAUGAUAUAACACUCCUUGGUUCUCUCCUCUUCACUCACAUCAAACUGCCUGGACAAAGCAUCGGCUUUGGUAUUGCGUAGUCCAGGUCUAUCAGUAAUUAUAAAAUUAAAUCUGGACAGAAAGAGAGACAAUCUAGAAUGCCUGGAAUUCAAUUGUUUCACCUCUCCAAAGUACAGAAGGUUCUUAUGAUCCAUUAGCACCGUGAUGAGAUCUUUUGAGCCUUCUAGGAGAUGUCUCCACUCCUUCGAGGCUACGAUAAUGGCCAAUAGUUCUCUAUUGCCAAUAGCAUAGUUCUGUUUCACCUGUGAGAGUUUCCUAGAGAAGAAACCACAUGGGUGCAAAGUUGGUCAGGGGACAAGCGCUGGGAAAGAAUAGCUCCUACUUCUACCUCAGAAGCAUCUACUUCUAAUACAAAAGGAAGGGUCAGGAUGUCUGAGGAUAACAGUGGAAACAAAAGCUCUCUUCAGGCUCUCCAUUGCCUCGUGGGGCCAAGCAUACUGAUUGGCAGUCUUCUUAGUGAGGUUCGUUAUAGGGGCUAUAAUGAUAGAGAAGUUUUUUUUUUUCAAUUUGACAAUAUUUAUUUUGUCAUAAAAUAAACACAGAUAAGGUACAGAAGAAAAAGGGAGGGAGGGAUAAAAAAAUGUAGACUUGUUACAUACAUGCUUCAUAAUUUUGUAUCAGAACAGAUAUACAACACUGCAAUGUUCAAUAUAGUGCAUAACCAAUAAUGACACAUAUAUCAUAGCGUCCUAGGUUUGAGCAGGAAUAGGGUGUGCUACAUGGACUGUGUGGGUCUAUAAGGUCUCUAGCGGCCAAGCUUUAAGUAAAUCGUCUGGCAUUUACUCUCAUGCAUCUACCUUAUAUCUGUAGUAUAUCUGUUGUGUAGCAGGGUUACUCCCUGUCCCAUUAGGUGAUAUUAGAUGGAUUACCAUGUUGGAGUCGUAGGGGCUAUAGAGAAUAGUGUCUUAUGUCAUAUCAAUCACUGUGUCUGUUAGCAUUAGAUGAUUUGUUCAGGUAUAAGGACAUUGCAUGUUUGGCAGCUCGUCUGUGAGUUCGUCUCACCAAGAGUGGCUCAACCAAGGUGAACAGGAGAGGGAAGGGAAAGGGAUGAAAGAUAACAGUGAAAGGCGGGGGAAGGCGGGGAGGGGACAACCAGCCUAAAAAGGUCUGCAGAACCCUUCAAUUACUUAUAAUAAGGCAGCUCCUCAGUUCGAGAGUCAUUGUGGAUCAUGUCAUACAUCCAAAGUUUUUUGUCUUUGUCUGGAUGUGUUAGCAUGUAAAAACUUUUUUUUUAACAGGUAAAACCAUAUAUAUUAGGGUACAUUAGCAGUUUGUCUGAGAUCAUCAAUAUUGAAGAUGUCAAGUGAGUGGGCAGAAAAUUCUUUAAAGAAACCAACGGGAGUGCCCAGACUUUCAUACUUGUUACUAUUGCAUAUGCUUGGGAAAAUCAACCUACCUGUUUGGAGCACCCUGGUGGGAGUUUUUCCCAGAUAUUUAACCUCUUUCAGAAUACCUUUACUCAUCAACAGUUAUAUCAUUAUCCAAUAGCUUGCACAUAGUAAGUUUUUAAGGUUGUAAUUUUCAAGAUUUCAAAAUAAUUCAUAUUCAUAUAUUUAUAAUAAAGUUACCUUGUUAUCAACAAGAGUACAGAGAGUUGUCAUUAAUGGUACAUUUUCAAGCUGGACAAAUGUGGUGUCCAUUAGAGUUCUGUUAGGGGACCGCUUCUAUUAAACAUAUUUAUAAAUGAUCUUGCAAUAAACAUUGAAAGUCAUGUUUUGUUGCUUGCAGAUGAAAAGAGAUGUGAGAGAGUCUGAACUUGAUGGGCAUGUGUCUGUUUUUAACUAUGUUACUAUAAAUAUGUGCAUUUGUUUUAAAUACAUGUACACAAACAUGUAUUCCUGACCACAUAGUUAAAAACAAUGUCUAGUCCCCCUGCCACCUCUAAAUAUAGUAAAAUCCUAUAUAUAUUCCAGUCUGCUGGUGCUGGCUCUGUCUCUGAUCUGCCACUUUGGCUGACAAUCAGAAGUGAUGAUCUCAGGCAAUCACAAGGUGUUCCUAUAGGAAAGCAUUGGAUUGGCUGAGAUUGUCAAGUAGGUAGAUUAGGGGCAGAGCUAGUACAAGCCAAACACAUCCCUGGCCAAUCACCUUCUCCUUAUAGGUAUGCAUUGAAUGAGGAAAGUUCAGUGUCUCUAUGCAGAGGUUGGAGACACUGAAUCUCAGUGCUGCACACUGUGCAGCACUGCCCCAGGAAGCACCUCUAGUAGCAAUCUGAGGAGUGGCCAGUGGAUAUAUCACUAUGCUGUAAUGUAAACACUGAAAAGACAGUGUUUAUUGCAAAAAGCCAGCAGGGACUGACUAUACUCACCAGAGCAACUACAUUAAGCUGUAGUUGUUCUAGUGUCCCUUUAAUUAUUUUGGUUGCUGUUGGGGCAUCAUCACUAGUAUAAGUCUCAAGUACCAUUGAUUUAAAUGCAUUUAAAGUAAUAUUUCCCAAAUCAUUCAAUUCCCAUAGGACAUUGUGCUGAUGACAUCCAGUUUUUGGAGGAUAUAAAUCCCUGGAUGUUUGGAGGAACUGAUGCAGCCAAAAAUGCAUGGCCCUGGCAGGUAAACGUUAAUUCCCAAGUAAAAUGGAUUUUAUAAAAAAACAAAAACCUGAUAUAUUGUAUUUAAAAAGUGGAAAUUCUUAUUUCAGCACACUCUACAGGAUCCACUGCUAAUAUUUAAUAUGUAAUAAUAACAAUAAUAAUAUGUAAUAAUAAUACAUGCUUUAUUGUAAUUUAGAAUUUAUAUUAAAUAUUGACUUCUAUCUAGCUAAUUUACUUAAUUAUCUCAAUUACUUAAUUUAUUCAUUUAAUAGACAAUUGAAGUGACUUGAGAUUCCAGGUUGAAAAUGUAGGUUAAAUUGGAUACUUUUUUCAGUGUAGAUUAUUUGGGCACAAAACAUUGAGUUCCCUUUCACUUUGUUACAAUCACUGUCUAGUAAAAGAGCCUUCACUCUGAAAUAAACACAGUUACACUAAACUCUGACUUUUUACUAAUUAGUCAGAAAAUGUCAAAUUGCCUAAAAAUAAGUGUCCAUGAGGCUUGAAACGCAUUAGCAUCCUCUGGUGAUCCCCCCAUAUCAUAGCUUUAUGAUAAUUAUAAAUGUAUUUGCUCUUUUUCAUCAGGUUUCACUCCAGUAUCAGUCUGGCAACAGCUAUCAUCACACCUGUGGAGGUUCUCUGAUUCGUCCUAACCGUGUCCUGACCACUGCUCACUGUGUAGACGUGUAUGUAUACAGUCCAAAUCCAUAAAUCAAUUCAUACACUAUUGCUGGUUCAUAAAUUAUAUAUUACAAUUCAAUACUAUAUUAACAUACAAUAAUCACUUCAGGAACACAAUUAGUUUUUUCUUUGAAAUAUUAAUGUAUCCCCUCAACAUGCAUCUUUAUUUCUUUUACAUCACAAAUUAAGAAUAUUAAAACUGUAAUGCAGUUAAAGGGAAACUCCAGUGCCAGGAAAACAAUCAAUUUUCCUGGCACUGCAGGUAACCCUCUCCCUCCCACCUCCCAUCCUUGGUUGCUGAAGUGGUGAAAAUCCAUUCAGUAACUUACCAGAGGCAGCGACGAUGUCCCACGUUGCUGCUUAUUCCUCUGCCGCCGCUCCUCCCAGUGAUUGCGUCGGCCAGUGGGCGAGACUGAUCCCGCCCACUGGCCAGAGAGACCUAAUGCUCAUGCGCGGCAAUGCCGUGCAUGCACAUUAGAGCUCCCCAUAGAAAAUCAUUGAAAGUGCUUUUAAAUGCUUUCCUAUGGGGAAAUGAGCGACGCUGGAGGUCCUCACACAGCCAUAAUGAAGGCAAAGCAUGAGGGAUGAUGAAAGUAGUCUACUCCUGUUCUAGGGUAUUGAAGUCAGACAUAGACUUUAUGCUUUUAUCACAUUAUAGUUGUAAUGUAGUGAUGCCAUGCUCAGCUGUAAUACCCUUAUACCUUUAGUGCACAAAUUCAUCCUUUGGAGCAGCCUUACCUUAAAGGGACAUUGUAGUCACCCAGACCACUUCAGCCUUUUGAAGUGGUCUGGGUGCCAACUCCCAUCACCCUUAACCCUGCAAGUGUAAUUAUUGUAGUUUUCAUAAACUGCAAUAUUUACAUUGCAGGGUUAAGUCCUGCUCUACUGGCUGUCUACCAGACAGCCACUAGAGGGACUUCUGGCUUCUUUGACAACUUUUGGUCGUCUAAACGGCACUGGAUGUCCUAACACCUCCAGCGUCAGACAGUGUUUGAAAACUGACUGUCAGUGUCUAUGGUCUUCCUUGCUAUUCUGCAGUUAGCAUAGGCAUGCGCUCAUGAUGUGCCGGGUGUACCCAGACACACCCUAAUGCACCCAAGAAGCAAGACCAGCCUUUCACCUAUUUAUUUAUUUUAACAUCAGUUUGAUCAAUACUAUGUAUAUUAUUUAAUGUUGUGGGUGAAGAAAAGUGAUACAGCUGCGCACCAUACAAUGCUGCUGUUACCAUUGGUGGUAUAGUGGUGAUAUUACCAUUGCUGCUGUUACAAUUGGUGGUAUAGUGGUGGUAUUACCAUUGCGGCUGCUUACCAUUGCUGGUAUAGUGGCGGUAUUACCAUUGCUGCUACUUUCUAUUGGUGGUAUAAUGGUGGUAUUACCAUUGCUGCUGCUUUCUACUGGUGGUAUAGUGGUGAUAUUACCAUUGCUGCUGUUACCAUUGAUGGUAUAGUGGUGGUAUUACCAUUGCUGCUGCUUACCAUUGCUGGUAUAGUGGUGGUAUUACCAUUGCUGCUACUUUCUAUUGGUGGUAUAGUGGUGGUUUACCAUUGCUGCUGCUUACCAUUUCUGGUAUAGUGGUGGUAUUACCAUUGCUGCUACUUUCUAUCUGGGGUAUAGUGGUGGUAUUACCAUUGGUGGUAUUACCAUUGCUGCUACUUUCUAUUGGGGGUAUAGUGGUGGUUUACCAUUGCUGGUAUAGUGGUGGUAUUACCAUUGUUGCUGCUUACUAUUGGUGGUUUAGUGGUGGUAUUUCCAUUGCUGCUGCUUACCAUUGGUGGUAUAGUGCAGCAUUAGAGGUCUUCACCGAGCAGAGCUUGUAAGUGAGCAGGAGGCUGUACCAUUACAUCCCCUCGACUUACCAACAGGCAAUGCUCAGUAAAUGCCACAGACAGCAGGCAUAUGGGGAGAUACAUUGCCUAUCUAUAAUGCAUCUCUCACCAGACCACCAGGGAUUAGGAUUUUCCCUCCAUGGUCAGAUAAGUCUUAUGGGAUGGGGAAUAAACAUUAUUUAGGUUUAUUUAUUUAUUUACACACUCUAUUCCCAUCAUCAUUAAUCCCAGCUAGUGGUGGAACCAGGGUCUGCACAAUCAUGGACAUACCAUCAAGUGGCCCAUGCACUUGGGGCCAUCCGAUGGGUUUUGCCAAACAGAGGACUGGUCGGCACAGCAACCCUUUAAGAGCGUGACCGGGUCCCUGUAGUUUUGACCAGCUGAGAGGAAGUUAGAGGCAGAGACUUCUUCCCAUAUCAUACAGAGAGCCAUGUAGGAGGGAGGAGGUGGCAGCACAGGCAGCUGGAGGAAGAGAAGGAGGGGUGAGCUGCUGCAGACCCCACACUUACUCACAUCAGUCUCAGCUUGCAGGAUGCCAAGCAAGCCACCCUCCUGGACACAAAAGAUAUGCUAACAGGGUGGCUGCAAAUAUUAAAAUUAUUUACUUUUAUGUGUGUGUGUGUGUGUGUGUGUAUGUGUAUAUGUAUGUCAGAGUGUGUGUGUGUGUGUGUGUGUGUGUGUGUCUAUAUGUCAAGGUGUGUGUAUGUAUAUAUCAAUGUGUGUAUCUGUCUAAAAUUGUAAAUGUGUUUGUGUGUGUGUGUCAGUGUGCGUGUCUGUGCAUCUGUGUGUCAAGAUGUGUGUAUCUAUCUGACAGGGUGUGUGCAUGUGUCUGUGUGUGCAUGUGUCAGGGUGUUUGUGUGUAUGUGCAAAUGUGUGUCAGGGAGUGCAUCUGUGUGUCAGGGUGUGUAUCUGUGUGAGUAUCUGUGUGUCAUUAUGUGCAUCUCUGUGUGUGUGUGUGUGUGUGUGUGUGUGUGUGUGUGUGUGCCAGGGUGUGGGUGUGUAGAUGUGUCAGGGUGUGUGCAUAUGUGUGUUAGGGUGUGCGUCUGUAUAGAGGUGUGUGUGCGUCUGUGUAGGUGUGUGUAGCUGUGUAUGUGAGUGCAUGUCAGUGUGGAUAUGAAUGUGUGUGUAUGUGUCAGUGUGUUUAUAUGUAUGUAUGUAUCUGUGUGUAAAUGUGUAUGUACAUCUGUGUAAGAAUGUAUGUGGCAGUGUAUGUGCAUGAAUCCAAGCAAUCAAACACAACCAACACAACAUGCAUGCACACACCUGCAAUCUAACACAAAUAUUAUAUUCAAACACAGCCCUGCAUUCAAACAUCAAAAUUAUAAACAAUCACAUCCCUUCAUUCUAACUCCAACACACCCCUGUACUAAAACACUAAAAUUAUAUACAAACAUCUCUUCAUUCAAACAUCAACAUAUAACACAAAAGCACACUUGCAUUUAAAAGCCAACACCACAUACAAACACACUUCUGCAUUCAAUCUCAAACACUACACACAAGUACAUCACUGCAUUCCAAUGGAAAGGGUGCAUACAAAUACACCCUUACAUGCACACACAUACUUCACACAAAAACAUUCUUACAUUCAAACGCACAAACGCUUCUCACAAAUACAACCCUGGAUUGGCAAAUAGUAGAUCCCCAGCUAGCAUAGCAUCGCUGGAGUUCUCCAACAGAUAGAUAUCUACCUUUUGGACUCUUUUGCACUUGAGGGGGCUCCAAAAAAAACAGGAACCUCUCUGCAUUAGGUGAGCCAUUGCUCCCGGCAAUCCCUCCAUCUCUCUUUCUUCAUCACACCAACUCAUCCAUUCUUCGCUGCAACCUCCUAUCACUCCCAACUAUUCCUUCCAACCCCUCUCCUAUCACUCCCACACCUAAUUUCCUCUCCCAAUUUUUACGAUUCACAUCCCAGCUUCCACACUCAUAGCACACUCAUCUGCCCACAUGGCAACACACAUCACACACAACAACAUUUAAUUUUUUUACAUUUUUUUGUCCCACAUAUACAGCUCUCGCACCUAUCGUGUUGUUAUGGGAAACCACAACUUAAGCACAAAUGAAGCCACUGAACAGGCAAUCUCUGUGUCCAAAAUUGUGAAACACGAGAAGUGGAACAAUGCAGCAGACGGGUAAGAUGUUUGAAUAGUCCAAAUAUUAAACUCAAAAUUGGGCGAACAGCAAAGAAACAAUCUAAGAUAUUGAAAAGUUGACAAGAAUAAAAGGGAGGGUGACUAAGACCAUGGGUUAGUCUGAAGUAUUUGGAUGGGUAUGAUCAGCUUCCAUAGAGGGGGCAAGAGAAUAUAUAUAUAUAUAUAUAUAUAUAUAUAUAUAUACAUAUAUAUAUAUACAUACAUACCAAAAGAGUUGUGGAAAAUCCCCGCCAACUCUAUUGGUAUGUACUUUACAAGUAACACCAAGCCUCCAUAGCAAGCCAGUAACCAACCUCAUGCUGAUGAGUUGCAUUAACAACUAAGUGGUUCACUGGCUUUGCUCCUCUUCCUGAGUUGUGUUUCAAAGCUGUAGUAUACAGCAGACACAUACUCCAAAGAAUCCAUGUAUAAAGUGGAAUUGUGAGGCAAAAAUGUGGUUCUUUGUUGAGCUAAUUUGCAUACGCCUACCCAGAAUCCCCUGCAGUAGUGAGAGCACUGUUAAAGUGAGAUUUUUAUGGGAAAAGCAAGUCUUAUGGCUUGACUGGUGUUUGUAUUUUUGUUUAGCAAUGUAUUAACUAUAUAUCUAUUUAUAAGUUCCAUAGCGCUGUACAGACACGUAAUUGUAACCAGACAAAUGGACGCACAGGAACAGAGGGCUUUAGGGCCCCGCUCAAUGAGCUUACAUGCUAGAGGAAGUGGGGUAUAAUGACACAAAAGGUAUAAGUAGGGGUAUUGAAACAGAUUGCUAGAAAAGUAUUCACUGAGAACUUUGGUUAUUUUUCACAGUUGCGGGAGAGGAGUCAUGGGGGGGUAUGAAAAUCCGCUAACAAUUUAAAUUAUAUGCUUUCCUGGAGAAGUGUGUUUUCAAAGAUUUUUUGAAGGAGUGGAGACUGGGUGAAAGUCUAACGGAGAUAGGAAGGGAGUUCCACAGAAAAGGUGCAGUCCUGGUGAAGUCUUGGGGCGAGCAUCAAAUGUGGGAGUAUGGACAGAGGAUAGACAUAGGUCUUUGGCAGAGCACAGGGGCCUCGACAGGACAUACUUGUGUAUUAGGGAGGAUAGGUAGGUUGGAGCAGCAUUAUGUACGGACUUGUAAGCAAACACCAGAAUCUUCAAUUGAGCCCUAUAUCUAACUGCAAGCCAAUGUAGAGACUGACAGAGGGGGGAGGCGUGGGAGGUUCGGGCGGACAGGAAAAUGAGCCUCACCGCUGCAUUCAUUAUAGAGUGGUAAGACCACUGAGAAGGGGAUUGCAGUGGACAAUGCAAGAAAGAACAAUGGCAUGGACACGCAUAUUAGUUGCGUCUGGUGUAAAAUAGGGGCGGAUGUGUGCUAUGUUUCUGAGAUUGAAGCGGCGCAUCUUGGUGAAUAAAAAUGCUUUAUGUGAGCUCCACAUAUCUUGAUUGAAAAUAGUGAUUUUCUGGUGGGACUCUCACCUCAAGGUAUACCAAAUCGAAUACUCACCUGUUCCAGUGUGUCGGGGAGCUCUAGUGAGCAAGUUUGAAACCUCAGUUUACAACCUGUGUUCAGGAAUUGCUGUGCGGCCUACGCACCUUAGGUGCUCCGUGGAAGGGAGAGGUGACCAAUCUCCCGGGCUGGAACUGCCGGCGCUAGCAACAACUGCAGCUACUGCCCCCCCGUGGACCGACUAUGGAUAUCCCGGUCCCCACUAGGCUCAGCUACUUCAAGUCCAGCUGCAAAGAGGUUCAUUAUCCUGACACAGCAAGCACACGUGGUAUAGUUAAGAUGGCCACCACAUCGACCCCUUGCUCGAAUGGGAACUCAGGUUUCUGGCAGCAUUUGAUGCAGUGUGCACGGCCUUCUGGAAGUGGAUAGAAUCCCGUCAUGAACACCAAUUACUCACCUCGCCCGUGAAUGCUGUGAUUCCCGGUGGCGUCUCGGCGACCCGCUCGUCUUCUUGGCCAUUAGCCAAGAUGGACAGUGUACCCUUAAGCCAUCCACUGCCUCAUGAGACAACUUGCAAAAUGGAAGUCCCUCAGGAUAUCGACCCUACCGCAGGAACUGAGGGGUCUCCGGGUCUCCAAACAUCGGCUCCUAAGCAGGCCAGGCUUUGUGAAGCGGAGAAGUAGGAGCAAACCCGUCUUACUCAUCAUGGCCUGGGAGACAACCCAAAGUGGAUGAGUGGCAGUGAAAGCACCAUAAGGCAAUAUACAGCACAAAGUGUAGCAACUGAAGUGAGUCUGUGGCAUUGGCUAAAGCAUGGACGAUAACUACAAUUCAGAAUUAAUGUUUUAGCCCCCCCUUUUUUCUUGUCUACUUUUUAAUAUCUUAGAUGCAAUAAAAGUUAGGGUCUCCUUUUGUUUCUUUAUCGUUCUUCCUCCCUGGGACCCUCCUUCUGUUUUGGAGGGACCCUGCUCUUGUUUUAUAUAGUUGAAAAAGGAAGGGUUACCCCCUAUUAAAGGGAGUAUGGAAGCAGGUGACCUUGUGCCAACCAUCCACCUCCUUUUUUCCGGGCUGUGGGACGUUUUCCCCAUUCGAUUUUCUUUCUACUUCUCAGUUUAAAACACAAAGUUGCACAUAUUACAAAACUAACAACACAGCAAAUGGGUGAGUUUUGGAAUAAUCAAAUGAAAAUGGAAGUCUAUAAAUUGUCCCACAAAUGCAUUUAAAAAUAAUGAAAAAGAAACAUGGCCAUUGUGAUAAAAUUAUCUGAUACUGAACUGAAAACAAAUAUUUUUGUAGAUUUUGCAGAACAUAUAUACUCAAAAUUGUACUUGAAAAUUGCCUGUGUUAUAUAUUUACAUUUAGAGUAUUGCCACUGUCAGUGUACAGUAUAUGACAUGAAAUAAGGUAUAUAGGGCAAACAGAGUUGAAAUGAUAUCUUGAUUCAACAUUAAAGUAGGGGGUUAUCUGAAAUAGGGAGGGGGCUGGGUAGCAUUCCAGGGACAGGGGGACAUCAUGAUCCUAGGGGUAGGGGGUAUGUGAAAUCGGGGACUUGGACAAUUCAGGGGUAAUGGGCUACAAAAAGAUGGUAGGAGACCGCGCCCCAGAAAUAUAUAAGAAAUAUAUAUAAAUAUAUACAUACACAAUUCUUUUGAUAGUUGUACAUACAGUUGACCUAAAAAAAAAAUACAAAAAUUAUACAAUAGUGCAGUACAGUAUAGUUGGUGAAGAGUGGUGAGAUAAUCUUAUGUGAUAGCACUCCCAUUUGUUAGAGCUAAUUUAGAGCUCAGCUGUAAUACGCGUGGACGGAAUAAUCCCCAUCUAAGGAAGUGUGUAGAUGUAGACGUCUCUGAUGUCUCAAAUAGGAUGCAGUAUGCAGGACAUAUAUAUAUAUAUAAAAAUGGGCUGUCUGAGGGACAAUUCUAGUAUAAGGAAGCAUCUGAUAUCUUGUCUAAUAUGGUAGUGGGGUAUUCUAGGGGUAAUAGGCUGUCUAGAUGGAGGGUGAAAUGGGGGGCAUCAUGUCAGUGUCUUGAGGUAUCCAGGUCAGAUCAUUCUAGGCAAAUGGUAGUGGAUAGCUAGGGGGUUGUUAUGUAAGUUUGGGAGAACAAUGUUAGUGGGGGUCACUCUGGAGAUAUUGGAGUGUUUGGUUAGAUGCUGAGGGUUGUAGAGGCACUCUAAUGGGGAUAUUGUGAAUGGCAGUGCAUUGGUUGUUGGUAAGAUUGCACUCAUAGUAUGAGGCAGUGAUCAGGCAGUGAUGCACCCAGUAAAGGCAUUGAGCUAAUUGAUAUGAGGCCUUUUGUUUGGAUAAGUACAUAUGUGCAGUGGGUUUCUGAAUAUUUUGAUAUAGAUGUUGGGGAGGACUAUCUGCAGACUUGGGAAUUUGUAAGUAAAUAAUUAAAUGUUCGCAGUUCAGCUUAUGUUUUACUGUGGUUUGGAUAAAUGUAAUUUAUAUACAGUUUCAGGGUAUUAUUUCCUGUUAGAAUUAUAAUAUAAGAUAGUGACUGUGGGAUCCUGGAAGGCAGUGGAAGAUGACUUUUUUUCUGGAUGGGAAAAUAUGCUGAGGGAAAGUAAGUUGGGUGGGUUACUGCAGAAUAGCUGCUCACCAGAGGGCUUGGCUAAGUUAGUUUGCAGUGUGGGGUCUGUUUAAGGUUGUGGAACCAUUUUGUUGACAUCCUGGGGUGUGAAUUUGGAAAUACAAUGACUUGAGUGGAGUCAAACCUGAUAGGGGAUAAUGGCAGAGAGAUUCCAUUGACGCAAUAUCCAGCGCUCCUCUCUUGGCGGUCAAUUCAUGUAUAGAAACAUAGAAUGUGACGGCAGAUAAGAACAAUUUGGACCAUCUAGUCUGCCCAAAAUUUCAAAAUACUUUUAAUUAGCCUUAUCUUAUAGUUAGGAUGGCGUUAUGCCUAUCCCACGCAUGCUUGAACUCCUUUACUGUGUUAACCUCUACCACUUCAGCUGGAAGGCUAUUCCAUUCAUCCACUACCCUCUCAGUAAAGUAAUACUUCCUGAUAUUAUUUUUAAACUUUUGCCCCUCUAAUUUAAGACUAUGUCCUCUUGUUGUGGUAGUUUUUCUUCUUUUAAAUAUGGUCUCCUCCUUUACUGUGUUGAUUCCCUUUAUGUACUUAAAUGUUUCUAUCAUAUCCCCCCCGUCUCGUCUUUCCUCCAAGCUAUACAUAUUAAGAUCCUUUAACCUUUCCUGGUAAGUUUUAUCCUGCAAUCCAUGAACCAGUUUAGUAGCCCUUCUCUGAACUCUCUCUAAAGUAUCAAUAUCCUUCUGGAGAUACGGUCUCCAGUACUGCGUACAAUAAUCCAAGUGAGGUCUCACCAGUGUUCUGUACAAUGGCAUGAGUACUUCCCUCUUUUUACUGCUAAUACCUCUUCCUAUACAACCAAGCAUUCUACUAGCAUUUCCUGCUGCUCUAUUACAUUGUCUGCCUACCUUUAAGAGCUUAUAAUCACCCCUAAAUCCCUUUCCUCAGAUGUUCAGGUUAGGACUCUAUCAAAUAUUCUGUACUCUGCCCUUGGGUUUUUACCUCCAAGAUGUAUUAUCUUGCACUUAUCCACAUUAAAUGUCAGUUGCCACAACUCUGACCAUUUUUCUAGUUUACCUAAAUCAUUUGCCCUUUGGUGCCUCCCUCCUGGAACAUCAACCCUGUUACAUAUCUUAGUAUCAUCAGCAAAAAGACAUACCUUACAAUCAAGACCUUCUGCAAUAUCACUAAUAAAAAUAUUAAAGAGAAUGGGUCCAAUUACAGAUCCCUGAGGUACCCCACUGGUGACAAGCCCAAGCUUUGAAUAUACUCCAUUGACUACAACCCUCUGUUGCCUGUCACUCAGUCACUGCCUUACCCAUUCAACAAUAUUGGAAUCCAAACUUAAAGAUUGCAGUUUAUUGAUAAGCCUUCUAUGUGCAACAGUGUCAAAAGCCUUACUGAAAUCUUGGUAAGCAAUGUCUACUGCACCACCCUGAUCUAUUAUUUUAGUUACCCAAUCAAAAAAAUCAAUAAGAUUAGUUUGGCAUGAUCUCCCUGAAGUAAACCCAUUGUCACGACAUUGAUCCCUACACGCAGAGUGUAAUUAGAAAGUGACGUCUACCGGACCUUAGAAUGGCCGGACUCAAAAUGCCAAAGAGUGGUCGAAGGAAUAGCCAAGAGUCAAGGGAGUACGGAAAGCAGGCACAUGAGAAUAACCAAGCCAAAAUCAGGAAACCAGAGAGUAGAAUAGUCAGAGGAAAAAUCAAAAGUCAAAUACCAGUAAAUACAAAUAAAUGUUCUCAAGAGCACUAAAGGGAACUAGCAAGAACAACAAUAGGGCGCUGAACAAUUGAAAAGGGUGCCUUUUUAUAGUGUGGUUCCUUUAGCUUUAAAUCCAUGCCCCCAAAAGGUCCGGGGGUGUGGUAAUGUCCGAGUACCCGUGGGAAAAUUAUGCUGACGUCGGCGUGCAUGCACCGCGUCAUAAGAAGAGGCGUAUCUGGAGCGUCCAGUGUCCGAGAAACUGUGCCGCCUCCCGGAAGCAAGAAGAGAGGACACCGCGCUGCGCGGGUCCGGAGAGAAAAGGUAAGGUAUCGUUACACCCAUGUUGUCUCUGAUCUUGAAAUCCAUGUGUUUUUAGAUGUUCAACAAUCCUAUCCUUUAACAUGGUUUCCAUUACUUUCCCCACUACUGAAGUAAGGCUUACUGGCAUAUAGUUGCCCGACUCCUCCCUACUACCUUUCUUGUGAAUGGGCACCACAUUCGCUAACUUCCAAUCUUCUGGGACUACUCCUGUUAACAAUGAUUGGUUAAAUAAAUCUGUUAAUGGUUUUGUUAGUACACCACUAAGCUCUUUUAAUAACUUUGGGUGUAUUUCAUCAGGUCCCAUUGACUUAUUUGUCUUUACUUUUGACAGUUGAAAUAGAACAUCUUCCUCUGUAAACUCACAUGUAAUAAAUGACUCAUUUGUCCUUUUUUACUAACUGAGGUCCCUCUCCUUCAUUUUCAUCCGUAAAUACCGAACAAAAAUAUUAAUUGAGGCAGUCAGCUAGACCUUUAUCCUCUUCUACAUACCUUCCUUCUUUUGUUUUUAAUCUAACUAAUCCUUGUUUUACUUUCCUUUUCUCAUUUAUGUAUCUAAAAAAUGUUUUGUCGCCUUUUUUUACUGACUGUGCUAUUUUCUCUUCUGUGUGAGAUUUGGAAGCUCUUAUAACUUGCUUAGCCUCUUUCUGUCUAAUCUUAUAGAUCAUUCAGUCUUCAUCACUCUGUUUUUUUUAUAAUUACUAAAUGCUAACUUUUAUUUUUUUUACUAUUUUGGCCACAUCUGCGGAGUACCACAGUGGUUUCUUGAAUUUUUUGCUUUUACUGACAAGCCGAAUGCAAUUUUUUGUUGCCUUCAGCAGUGCAACUUUUAAAUAAUCCAAUUUCUCUUGGACUCCAUUUAAAUUGCUCCAGUCUGAUAAUGACUCCUUUACACAUAUUCUAAUUUUAGAAAAGUCUGUUUUUUUAAAGUCUAAAACUUUUGUUUUUGUGUGGUGUGACUCAGUCACUGUUCUUAUAUUAAACCACACUGACUGAUGAUCACUGGAUCCUAAAUUUUCACCUACAGUAAUAUCUGAUAUCAAAUCUCCAUUUGUUAACACUAAAUCUAGAAUGGCCUCAUUACGAGUUGGCUCCUCAAUGACUUGUUUUAGAGACAAUCCCAGUAGGGAGUUUAGAAUAUGUGUGCUCCUGGCACAAGCAGCUAUUUUGGUUUUCCAAUUCACAUCAGGAAGAUUAAAGUCACCCAUGAUGAUAACUUCCCCUUCAUUGUCAUUUUAGUUAUUUCCUCAACUAGUAGAUUAUCUAACUCUUCUAUUUGUCCUGGGGGCCUAUAAAUCACACCUACACAAGUUACCUAGUGAUUACCAAAUUCUAACAUAACCAAAAUGGACUCUAUGUUCUCCUCACUAACUGCGAGCAUUUGUAGACAUGACUCUAAGCUUAUCAUUUUUUAACACACUUGCUACAGGCACCUCCUGUCCUUGUUUUGGGGGGCAAUUGGAUUAAUGUUUUAUCACCCUUUUGCCACCCCCCCUCCUAGUUUCAAUACAUCCUAGCAAAACCUCUGAACUGCUCACUGAGAACAUUUGUUCCCUUUUGAGAAAGAUGCGAACCAUCUUUUUUGUAUAGUUUAUUUCCAUUCCAAACAGAGCUACCAUGAGAGAUAAAGCCAAAUCCUUGCUCCCGACACCAUGCACCAAGCCACAAGUUAAAGUCCCUAAUACACAUCAUUUUGAGUGUUAUGCACAGGCAGAACUUCAAAGAAUAACAGUGUGGAAGGAACCUGCCGUAGAUCAUUGGCAAAAACACUAAAACUUCCUUAACCUCAGAAACCUCAAUGCAAGCAAAGUAAUUUGUCCCUAGAUGGACAAGUACAUCCAAUUCCCCUUCCUGCUUUGCUUGCUUAACAAUAUUACAAAUACGUCUCCUGUCUCUGUGAGCAGUAGCUCCGGGAAGACAUCUCACAAGACCACCAUUGUCCAUCUCCACACGUCUUAUGAUGGAAUCCCCCAACAACAACUGCUUUCUAUUAUGCCUCACCAUAGUCUCCAAGCCUGUCUCCACAACACCACUACCCUCAGUGCAUGAGUCUGUCUCCACAACACCACUACCCUUAGUGCCUGAGCCUGUCUACACAACACCACUACCCUCAGUGCCUGAGCCUUUCUCCACAACACCACUACCCUCAGUGCCUGAGCCUGUCUCCAUAACACCACUACACUUGGUGCCUGAGCCUUUCUCCACAACACCACUACCCUCAGUACCUGAGCCUGUCUCCACAACACCACUACCCUCAGUGCCUGAGCCUUUCUCCACAACACCACUACCAUCAGUGCCUGAGCCUGUCUCCAUAACACCACUACACCUGGUGCCUGAGAAUGUCUCCAUAACACCAUUACACUCUGAAAGUGCAGAAAAUGAAUUGUGUAGAGCAACAGACUGUGCAAUAUGCCUUUUAUCCACAACUCUAAGUCUACCGGAUCCUACAGUAAUACAUCUGCCAUUCCUAGUAUGUCUCUGUGGCAGUGGCUUUGCAGCAGUUCCAGCCUGAGUUUGUUUACCGGAUAAUUUACAAAUCUCAGACUUCAAAAAUACAAUCUCCUGCUGCAAUAUAGAGAAUUGUCUACAGAUUAGACAGCAUCCAAAUCUCCAAAAAGUGGAACGUGAAACAAAUGCAUAACAACUAGUACACUGAACUAAGUCUGCCAUUUCAAUGAGGUGAAUAAUAAAUAUAGUGGCGAGCACCAGCUCGGGAGCAUUCCGCAGACUGUAUGAAAGGAGUGUGGAUAUGAAUCACGUCAUGUUCCUGCUCCCUAUAUUAUUCACAAAGUGGCUGGCGCAGUGGCGUGGUGUGUAUUGUGGGGGAGUGGCAAAUUCAGGAAUCGCCCCGGACGGCAAAAUCUCUAGCUACGCCACUGGUUCGUUUAAUAUUUCCGAACUUAAAUAAUCAUAUAAAGAGGUCUGAAAGCACAGACAAAAAAGUUUGAUGAACGAGCGGCUUGUUGGCAUAGCGGCAUUCUAUUCAAGCGUUCUUCUGGGGGGAGAGCAUUCACCCUCAGCUUAUGCAGACCUAUAGUCCCAGGUAACAGAGGACUGAGGCGGUAACACUGUCUAUAUUUGUGCUAUGCUGUGGUCCUUGGACACAAGCAUAUAUAUUUUAAUGUAAGAGUUCCUAGUGGGGGGGCGGGUGCUUAAAUAAAACAGUGUUACACUAUUAUGGAUCCUCUUGUACUUUUUAAGGUACUUGGAAACCGUUGCCAUUUAUUGUUCCCAUUGUAAAGCGCUGCGGAAUUUGACGGCGCUCUAUAAAUAUCAUAAUAAUAAUAAUAAUAAUUGAACAAGGAUACGUUGUUACACUGGAUUUUGACUGUAGGAUAUUACAGACUGCCCCUGCUUCAGAAUACCCUAGAACUCUUUAUUAUCUUAUUUUUAAAUUAGAAUUUUGAAGUUUGAUGUCAAUGUUUUUGUUUGACACUCCUGAUAAUUUAAAUUAGGGGCUAAUCUAUUAAGCGCUUACACCCAUUAGUGAGUUGUAAACUACUGGAAUUGUUUUUUUUUUUAUGUGUACAGCUGCUUUUUUAUGGAAUUGCACUACUUUAUUGAAUUGUAUUAUUUUUAAUAUAUUUAUUCUGUUUCAUGUGAAGUAGUAUUACUGUUUUUACGCUCUUUCAUUGGUUAUAAAACAUAAAUAAAAUUGCAAGAUUCAUUGUCAGAUUAAAUUGCCAUUGUUAGUCAGAAAGGUAAGUAUGAUGUAUUUCAAGUGAUAUUUACUGAUGUCUACUGUAUAUAUAGUACAUAUUAUUUGUUUUAUAAAAGUAAAGGGCAGCACUGACCUUAAUGGGCACAUAUCUAAGGAGUCUUAAAUAUGUCUAUAAAUAUAACCAUGUCUAUAUACACUUGAAAACACUUACAUACAAUUUCCUAAAUAAACCACCAGAUUCAUACUCUGUUGUUCUUCUUUUUUUCUUUUUUUUCUUACAGAAAUGAUAUUGCAGUCCUUCAUCUGGCAUCCAGUGCCACUCUGAAUCCCUCUGUGCAGGUGGCUACCCUGCCCGCCGAUGGAACUGUCCUAGCCAACAAUUUCGCCUGUGUUGUUACUGGAUGGGGCAGAACUAGCAGUAAGUUGUUUUAUGGGAAACACAAAAUUUCUUGCCUAGCCCAUGACUUGCCACAAAAAAAGAAUUAGUAAUUGAUUGUCAACAUAUAAGAUAAUAUAUAGAAAUAUAUGAGUAUUGAAUAAAACAAAAUGGAUCCACUGCUAAGAACCUUGGCAAUGUAGUAAAUGGUAAUAAUGUUGCAGGAUUUGGUUAUGAAAUAUGCUCAAAAUGUUUUUAAAAUCAUAGAAAGAUUCCAGUGAAACCACUAAAGAUUUAUUUUUUUCUAAACUCGGAUUUUCUUUCUUUACUGAAGAAGCAAAACUACCAAUGGGGUAUUUGUCACAGCAAAAACAGGUUACCAACCUGAUACAAAGUUCUAAAUGAGAAGAAACCACCAUGCAAACAAACAGAAUGGUUAUUCACAGGUUGCUCUAUGCACCAUAAACACUUCUGUGAUUUGAAGUGAUCAUGGUGCCUGGAGUCUGUAUGUGCAGCAUUUCACUUUGAAAUGCUGCACAGUGGUGGAACUACCAGCCAACUACAGCCAGUGUGACUGUACUGGGGCCCAGAGUGCUAGGGUGACCCAGCUCAGGGCCAGGAGUGUGUGUCAGUGUUUAUCUGUAUGUGUGUCAGUGUGUGUAUUUGUUUAUCUAAAAGGUUUGUCAGUGUGUAUAUGUAUAUGUAUCGAUGUAUCUACCGUAUUUAUCGGCGUAUAACACGCACUUUUUCUCCCUGAAAAUAGGGGAGAAAUCGUGGGUGCGUGUUCUACGCCGGCCCUUUAAAUUCUGCAGCCGCCUGAGCGCUCUGUCAAGAGCGGUCAGGCGGCUGCAGUUGGUACUCACCUUCCCUGUAGCGUGGCCGAGCCGCUCUGCUGUCCGCGGUGGCCGGCCGGACUGAUAGGUGGCCGGCCGGACUUCGCGCGGAACAGGAGUUUCUGUUUCCUGUACCCGGUCGGACUGACAGGAAGGUGCACACUGAGCGUGCACCUUCCUUUCACUCCGGCCGGCCGGCCACCGCGGACUGCAGAGCGGCUCAGCCAUGCUACAGGGGAGGGGGGAGUAAGAAGGGGGGAGUGGGAAGUAAGAGAGGGAGGGAGUAAGAAAGGGGAGGAUGGUAAGAAGGGGAGGGACUAAGAAGAGGGAGGGGGGGUAACAAGAGGGUAGAAGGAUAAAGAGGUGCAUGGCAAGAGAAGGAGAGGAGAAGUAGAAUUGGGAGGGAGUAAAAGGGGGUAGGAGAGGUAAAGAGAGGGAAGUAAAAAUUAAGAAAAGAGAGAGAGGGAGUAACAAAGUGGGGGAGGAAGUAAGAAGAAAAAGAGGGGGAGUAAGAAAGGGGGGGUAAGAAGGAGGGAGGGGAGGUAGAAGGGGUCAAGAGAGGGGAGGGAGAAAGUAAAGAGGGAGGGUAGAAGGGGGUAGAAAGGGGAGGGGGGGUAGAAGGGGGGUAAGAGAGGGAAGGAAGAAGUAAAAGAAGAGGGGGAGAGGGAGUAAGAAAAGGGAGGGUAAAGAGAAGUUCUUUAUUUGAAAUUUAAAGAGAGGGACCACUCUCUAGAGCACCCCAGACCACUUCAGCUUUCCCAAUAAGUAGGUCACAGGUGCCAGGUCAGAUUAACCCUUUUAUAAACACUAGCAGUUUCAAGAGAGCAUAUGUUUAGUAAUCCAGCCUCGAGCACUCUAGUGGCUGGCCUCAUUGACAGCCGCUGGUACGUCUCUCACUGUGAAAAUCACAGUGAGAGCACGCAAGUGUCCAUAGGAAAGCAUUGUAAAUGCUUUCCUAUGCGACCGGCUGAAUGCGCGCGCGGCUCCUGCCGCGCGUGUGCAUUCAGCCGAUGACGUCGCGAGCAAGGAGGAGAGGAGGAGUACAGCUCCCCGCCCGGCGCUGGAGAAAGGUAAGUGUUUAACAACUUCCUCUCUCCAGAGCCCGGCGGGAGGGGGUCCCUGAGGGUGUAUAACACGCACCUCAUUUUAAUAAGGAAAUUUCAGGGGAAAAAAACUUAAAGGACCACUAUAGUGCCAGGAAAACAUACUCGUUUUCCUGGCACUAUAGUGGUCCUUUAAGUUUUUUUUUCCUGAAAUUUCCUUCUUAAAAUGAGGUGCGUGUUAUACGCUGGUGCGUGUUAUACGCCGAUAAAUACGGUAUAUGUUUGUCUGUAUAUCUGCAUGUGUGUGUAUCUGUGUGUUUGUAUAUCUGAAUGUGUUUCAGUGUGUGUGUGUGUGUGUUUUGUCAGCAUAUGUGUAUAUGUGCAUACAUAAAAAAAAACACUUCUUCAGUAUAGCACAAACACUACACAUAAAGGCAUGCUUGCAUUCAAAUAUCAACACUACAUACAAAACACCUCUACAUUAACACAUAAUGUAUGUGUUAACAUACUCCAUGCAACAAAUGCUUACAUUAAAAAACACAAACACUGCUCAGUGCUAAAUACAACCCUGCAUGGAUGGGGAAAUGGUAGAAUCUCAACUGGCAAUGCAUUGUGGAAGUUGUACAAUCUUUUGGCCACCCUUUGCAAUAGGGUAGGGGACAAACAAAUUCUUGCACCAGGGCCCUCUCUCUGCAUUUGUUCCGCCAUUAACACUCCACAUAUGCAGUUUAAGCCCUAAUGACCCCUUGUCAUUGGGGCAUCAUUAGCCAGCGCAGUACUAGAAUUCAGGCUGAAUAAAAUCAAUUCUGUGCACAGUGUGCCAUUCUUUCGCUCUCAGUCAGUGAAUGGUGAAUUGAAAUAUCCCAAAAAGAUAUCAAAGAAAUACAGAAUGGAACUUGAUGAACUGCGUUGAUAGUGAAUAUAAAUCCCUAACUUUAUGAUAUCCACCUUUGUCUCCUUUCAUGAGAAAUAGCAUUGAGUGCAACAUUAACAUGUAUGUUUCCCACAGCCGAUGGAUCUUCUCCCUCAGUCCUCCAGCAGGCCACUCUGUCUGUUGUAGCUCACUCAGUCUGCUCCAGCAGCUCUUACUGGGGAAGCACCGUCAAGACCACAAUGUUGUGCGCCAAAGGUGACGGUGCCCAUGCUUCAUGCACUGUAAGAUGACUUGAUUUUCAUUUCCCUAUUAACAUAUAGACCUAUGUUGACUAGUAGCUUUAUUAAAGGGUAUUUAUGGCUAAUUGACAGUACAGUGUACAGUACUUGAUGUUUUUUUCACAGUAACUGUUAGUAAAUUUACACUUCUAAUUUACAACUACGCCAAUUUGGUGACUAAACUGCUACUGGGUGGGUAUUUUUUUUUUUUCGGAACUAGUUUUCACUAUAAUAUGGAUAUUCACACAUGAGCUAUGUUCCUGUAUUAGAAGUCAUGGAAUCACAGUUUAUCUGGGCUUUGAGUUCUACAGGGCUCAGUUACUAUUUAUAGCUGGGAUCUUAGGGAGUGAACAGGAUAUGGGUGAUAAUCUCUUCCCAGUGAACUUUAUUUCAGACAUUUGUUGUUUGUAAUGUUCUAUGUGUAUAGUUGUUUCUCUGACUUGCGCUUAUUAUUUGAUUGUGUGUAUUAUUUCAUGAUAAUUAUGCUAAACGAGUACAGAUUUAUUUUAUUUUUUUAUUUUUUAUUUUUUUAAUUCUUUUUUAUUAUCAAAUUUAUCACCAUAAUUACAUUAUACAAAAAAGUAUUUAAAAACAUUCAAAUUCAUACACAUAAACACAAAGACAAAAAUGGCAACAACAAAAAAAGAGAAAAAUAAAACCACCCCCCCACAAGAGUUCUACAGACUUCCAACUUCUCUAUCUCAUUUCAAAUGAUAUUAAUAUUACAUUUGUAGUAAUUUUUUUUCCCAAUUUUCCCAUAGGCUCAAAUUAUCAUUCAGAAGCUUGCAAUGAUCCUUCUCCAUUUUAAGUUGGUAAACCAACUGUAUUGUUAUUAAUUUGAUGUUAAAAGGGGUAUCUCCCUUCCAAUUUCUUGUUAUUAUUAUUUUACAGGCCAUUAAACAAUGAAUAAUUAGGAAUUGAUUUAUUUUAUUUAAUUUUGGCCAUUGGUAGUGUAAUAGCAUUAUUUCAGGAUUUAGAAAUAUUUUAACACCGCACAGUGUAUGGAUGAUAAAUUGAGCCCACUGCCAUACAACAAUCACUUGUUUACAUGACCACCACAUGUGGAUAUAAUUUCCUUUUUCCUCUCUACAUUUCCAACACUUUAUAUCCAUAGAUGUAUCAAAUUUAGCUAUUUUCAUUGGCGUCAUAUACCAUUGAUUAGCCAACUUGAAAUGUGUUUCUAUCAAUACAAAGGAGUGGACAUAUUUAUUGAUUUUUUGUAGGGUAGAUAACCAUUCAGUUAAUUCUAUAUUUAUUUUUAAUUCAGUAUUCCAUUUUUUAAUAACACUGGGAAGGACAGAAUCAUCCAUUGGGUCCAACAUUCUAACACAUCUAGAGAACAGCUGCUUUGUUUUAUUCUGGUAUAAGAUUGAUUUUAAUAUAUCAUACAUCUUACCCUCUUUUACUAACUCAACUUUCUCCAAAUAAUGUUUUACUCUAAAAUAGGUAUAUACAUCUUUAGCAGAGAUCUUAAACUCCUCUACCAACGUUUUAUAAGGUUUGAUUUUACCCUCUUUGGUCAGAUCUUUUAAAGUAUUUAUUCCUUUUUCUUUCCAUAGUUUUAAGGAAAUACUCUCCAUGUUUAGUUCUAUUAUAUCUAAAUUUUGAAAAUCAAAUAUUUUAUUUACCAAAUCAAUUUUUUUCCUUAUUUUUUGCCAUAUUGGAGUGAUCUGUCCUAAAAUGUAUGAUCUGGAUAGAUUGCAUUUUUUUGUAUUCCAGACUAACUCUAGGGUAUCUCUUAAUUGGCUAGAUUCUAAUUCUGACCACCACCAUACUUCCUCUUUAUUUUGUUUUAUCUGACUAGCCAUGACAUGCGUAAUAAUCCCUGCUUCAUAAUAUUUUCUUAUAUUUGGAUAUCCUAAGCCUCCCUUCUUUAUUCCUCUUGCUAGUACUCCAUUUUUAAUUCUGGGUUUUUUCCCUCGCCAUACAAAAUUAGAAAAGGCCUUGUUGAUCAUUGUCAGCCAUGCAUUCGGGAUUUCUAAUGGGAGCAUUCUAAACAUAUAGAUCCAUUUUGGCAAAACGUAUGAUUUCAGAAUAUUUAUUCCUCCUCCCCAAGAUACUUCUAAUUUUCUCCAUUCUUUCAAAUUCUUAUUAGUUUCUUUUAGGAGAUCCAUAAAGUUUAUUCGCAAAGUGCUUUCUACAUUUCUGCAAAUUUUAAUUCCUAGAUAUAAAAACGUUUUAGCUUUAAUAAAGCCAUAUGUAUCUUGAUAGGAAUCUAUUUCUUGAUUUGACAUAUUGAUAUAUAUAGCAAUUGAUUUUGUUUUAUUUAAUUUGUAAUUUGAUACUGCACUGUAUAUCUCAAUUUCUGACAUUGCAUUUGAUAUUGAUGUUGACGAAUUGCUUAAAAAUAGAAUAGUAUCAUCAGCAUAGAGAGAUAUUUUCAGUUCUUUCUGUUUUGCUAUGAAUCCCUUAAUAUUUUCGUUGUUUCUAAUUCUGUUAGCUAGAACCUCUAGUGUUAAUAUAAACAAUAAAGGGGACAGAGGACAGCCUUGUCUGGUCCCAUUGUUCAAUUUGAACCAGUCUGAGCAUAUGCCAGGGCCAAUUGUUCUCGCCUUUGGAUCUUUAUAUAAAGCUAAAAUUGCAUUAAGCAACCAUCCCUGUAUGCCUAGUUCUUCUAAGGUAAACUUCAUAAAGUCCCAGCUGACCCUGUCAAAGGCUUUUUCAGCGUCUAAAGACAGGAUCAGCAUGGGACUUUCUUUUCGUUGUGAUAUAUCUAGUGCAUCAAUCAAGCGUCUAAUAUUAUUGCUUGACAUUCUGUCUGGAACAAAACCUGUUUGAUCAGGAUGGAUUAGCUGUUUCAUAACUUCUUUUAAUCUGCUAGCUAUAAUAGAAGAAAAUAUCUUAAUAUCUACAUUUAUUAGUGAUAUUGGGCGAUAGCUCUGAACUUUAGUUGGAUCUUUCCCUGGUUUCAAUAUAGGUAGAAUGUUUGCUUUAAGCAUUUCAUCUGGGAAUCUGCCCUUUUUAACUGCAGUAUUAAAAGUAUUUUUUAGGUGGCCUAUCAAAUGAAGUUUCAUUGUUUUGUAGAAUUUAUUUCCAAAACCGUCCGGACCUGGCGUUUUAUGAGUUUCUAAUCUAUCUAUUGUUAUAUUGAUCUCUUCUUCCGUGAUCUCUUUAUUUAGGUUAUUUACUUGUGUUUCUGUUAUUUUAUUCAAUUUUGCUGAUUUAAUAUAUUUUUUUAUUAUUUCUGAAGGAGUAGUUACUGAAAGACUAUAUAAGUUGGCAUAAUACUCAUUAAAUGCUUUCCCUAUCUGUUCUGGGAGAAGGGAGAUGGUAUCAUUAGUUAUUAUUUUAUCAACCUUAUUGGUUGUAUUUCUUUUUUUCAGCAUAUUGGACAUUAUUUUAUCAGCUCUAUUAGAUUUAUGAUAAUAUUUAAUUUUAAGUUUAUGCAUAUUUGUUCUGAUUUUUUCGUAAGUUUUUUCCUGUAUCUCAGAUUUAAUAUUCUCUAUUUUUAACUGAUUGUCCUUGGUUGGGUUUGCAUUGUUUUUCUUAUUUAAAUUAUAUAGUUCAAUGUAAAGAUCUUGUACGUUUGCGCCUUUUUUUUUUUUCUUUAAUUUAUUGAGCAUUAUACAAUGUCCCCUUAUUACUGCUUUAAAUGAGCACCAUAAAGUAUCAUUCUCCACUUGUCCAUUAUUAUUUUCUUCAAAAUAACAAAUGGUCAUUUUAUCUAUAUAGUCUUUAUAUUCCUUAUUUAAUAAUAAUGAUUCAUCUAACCUCCAGGUUAUAUUCUUACUGCUCUUUAAUCUAUUACUGUUUAGUUCCAGGCACACACUAUCAUGGUCUGACCAUAUUACUGGUUUGAUUUCUAUUUUAAAUGUUCUAUCUAUUCAUUUUAAAUCUCCAAAUAUAAGAUCUAUUCGCGAGUACGAAUUAUGGGGCCAGGAGUAAAACAUAAAUUCUUUCACUGCAGGAUUGUUAAGUCUCCAUAUGUCAAAUAGACCUUCUCUUUUCAUCAAGUUAUUAAAAGUCCUUGCGUUUUUAGAACUUGUUUGUCCCAAAUAGUUUGUUUUUCAGAGAACUUGUCUAAUAUGGGGUCUUGUAUACUAUUAAAGUCCCCUGCAUAUAUCUUUAUUCCUACUCCUACUUUCUCAACUUUAUUUAAUACUUUUCUCAAUAGGCAUAUGGGGUUUUUGUUGGGCAGAUAAACAUUAAUUAGAGUGAAGAGUUCAUCAUUAAUUGUGACUAAUAGGAUGAUAAAUCUCCCCUCUAAGUCUAUUUCCAUAAAUUUUAUCUUUAUUUUUAAAUCUUUUGGAAAAAAUAUUGCAACUCCUCCCUUUUUCCCCUCCUCUCUAGAGGAACAAAUUUUUAAAGGAAAAGAUCUGCUGGUCCAUCUUUUUUCAUCCUGUUUACGCCAGUGUGUCUCUUGGACCAUAGCGAUUUUUUAGAUACUCUUGGAAAGCUUGUCUUUUUUGAGGGAUAUUUAAACCUUUAAUAUUUAACGUUAUUAAUUUAACCAUUAUCGUAUAUUGUUUUUUUGGAUAGUCUAGUGAGCUCUCGAGAAACAAUAAAAAAAAUUCACAUUACAAUACAUACAUUAAACAACUUCAAGUACACUUGGUAUUUGAAGUAUAUUUCCAAUCAUUUCGAAGACUCUAAAAAGAGUCAAAGAACACUUUCCUUGGUGGGUCUUAAUGCCCACUUUGAACCUUUUUCAGGUUACAGCAAGGGAGGCUAUAUCUCGAACAGGGAGGAACCAAGUCUGAAUUUUUCUUUAUCUUUCCCUACUCCCUCUUUCUCUUCUACUCUAUGAAGUUUAUACUUCUACCCUUCUCUCCUCUUAUUCCUCUAAGACGAAUAGAAGAAGAAGAAAAAAGGGAGCAUGACAAAGGCUUUUCAGCCGAAACGUUGGGGGUUUUUUGAUUGACUCUGUCCCUACUUCUCACUGAAUUUGGUAUGGUUUGCUGCAUUUUUUUAUAUGUCUGGGUUUUCAUUAUACUAGUAUUAUAGUGGACUGUUUGCAUGAUAUUUCUUUCAUUCAUUUAUUACGCAUUGAGCGUUUAUAUUUGCCUAUAUCAUUGCUUUUCUGGUAAAUGUUUUUGAAUAGCAUGACUUUGUACCUCUGUGGAUAAUAUUUAAAGAGACAGUCCUAUAGUAUAUACCCAUUUAAUAAAGAUUUUUUCAUAUAUAUAAAGAUUUAUGGUUGUGCUCCUUACUCUAUUCACAAUCUUUAGGCUUAGUACAGAUUUAUUUUUAAUAUUAUUCUAAUAUGUACCAAGAUUACAAACAUCUUAAUAUUAAAGGGACACUCCAGGCACCCAGACUACUUCUGCCCAUUGAAGUGGUCUGGGUGCCAACUCCCACUACCCUUAACCCUGCCACUGUAAUUAUUGCAGUUUUUUAUAAACUGCAAUAAUUACCUUGCAGGGUUAACUCCACCUCUAGUGACUGUCUACUAGACUGCCACUAGAGGGCACUUCCUGAUUCAUAGCAAAGAUUUUCUUUGCUAGAGUGUCGCUAGACGUCCUCACACUGUGUGAGGACCUCCAGCGUUGCUCAAUUCCCCAUAGGAAAGCAUUGAAAAUCUUUUUCAAUGCUUUCCUAUGGAGAUCUCUAAUGCGCAUGUGCGGCAUUGCCGCGCAUGCGCAUUAGGUUUCCUCAGCCGGCGGGAGGGAUCAGUCUCGCCCACCGGCUGACGUGAUUACUAGGAGGAGCGACGCCGACCCGAAAAAACCCCCAUCGAGGGACAUCGACAGGGUCUCAGGUAAGUGACCUGAAGGGGUUUUCACCCCUUCAGCCACCUGGGAUGUGAGGUGGGAGGGAGAGGGUACCUGCAGUGCCAGGAAAACGGAUUGUUUUCCUGGCACUGGAGUUUUCCUUUAAAUAUAUCUAAGUAUUACUGAUCAUCGUGAUUCCCCACCAUUCUUUAAGUUUAAAAACAAUGAUUAAUUGUUAUUUUGUAUUUAUCUAGGGAGAUUCUGGUGGACCUCUUAACUGUCUCGUAAAUGGAGUCUACCAAGUCCAUGGUAUAACCAGUUUUGUUUCCUCCCUUGGUUGCAACACCAAACGCAAACCUAACAUCUACACCAGUGUAUCCGCUUACAUCUCCUGGAUCAAUGCUGUGAGUAAUUUUACAUACAUUAAGACUCCCUUCUUCUACUUCUUCAUUAGAUCUAUCACUGUGUCUCCUAAAUACAUUUACCUACUGCUGUACAUAGUUACUGUACAUUACUAAUCUAUCUUUCUGAAUCCAGUAGCAUUCAUUAUUGAAGAUAUCAGCAAUACAUAAACUUAUUUUACUCUGACAAUGUUAUAUUUGUCUUUUUUUUCAGAAUGUCUAAACCAUCGGAAAAAUUUCCAGGAAACAUGCAAAAACACACGUUGCUUAAUUAUGAAUAUUAAUCUUUUCAUUUUCACAUACAAUAAUUAAUAAUAAUUUGCAAUAUUAAUUAACUAAUUAAUUUAAUUUCAAUUUACUACAAAACUUACUGCAAGCAACAGGCUAUAAAAUGAUAGCAGUAAUAAUGAAUUACAGUACAAUGCAAAACUCCAACAUAUAAUUUACAAAGGCCCCAAGUCAUUGACAGGUGCUAGGGAGCCAGAGCUGAUAAGUCUACAUCAUGGGCAGUCAAGAGAGAGAGCCUGAAUCUCUAUUACCUCUGCUUUUUAUUCAUAGUGGGAUGCUUUCUGGGAAGUAACUUCCCUAGAGUAGUCUGGCCUGUGAUGUCACUGCCAGAAGCACAUGGCAUAAGGAAACCAUAUAGUGGAAAUUAAUCCUACAUACCUUAUUAUGCUUUAUUGAUGUCAUAAAUCAUUAUUUAAAUUCAUUACAACACCAAUGUUGUGUAUUAAAAAAAAUAUGAUUCUCUUUCUGUAACUAACAUUCUAAUAAAAAUUGCUUUCAUCAUUUCAGGCUUUAUGUGCUCUAUAUAAUGAACAUUGAGUAAAUAUGUUUUUGAAAAUGUCAUUUGUGUGCCUCUUAAGCUAAGCCAUUUUUUUCUAAAUCUAAAUCUAGAUGACUUUAAUGAGAAAUGUAAUUGCAAUCUAUCUUUUAAGGGGAAAUGGAUGGAUUGCACUUAUGUACAGUGAAGCACAAUUAUUAUAAAAAAAAUAAAAAAUGAUACAAUAGCAUAAGUAAAUACAGGAUUUAGAAUUUUCAUCAUCUGAUCUAUUAAUUAAUGUAGCAGGCCCUAGGUAACCCAGCUGGUUACCCCCACCAUUAAUGUAUUAGGAUACCCAUUUCCCACAGUAACUGGAUGACACACAAUUCCAGGGGUAUAACGUUUGCCAAUCUUUAUUAGGACACCCAGCUUUUUAUACACAGAACCCCGCAGGGGGUCUCCAUCCAACACAACACAAUCCCAGGCAGGAGGGGGCUGGGUUACAGUUAACCAUCUCCGGCUCUGGGAGAUACCAAUAGUACACAGGGACACACAUGAAAACACAUUACAUACAGGGGGGUGAACUUUGGAGCCUGGCACCCUGGAAGGGAAGGGGUUACAGAGUUGGAACUCAUUUUGUCAAAUAGCCCCGAGUCCCAUCUGGGAUCCCUGCAAAAAGCAGGGUGAUUGGAUGUACAGAGCCCGAUAUAUCAGCAUCCAAUCUCUGGGUCUUGAGGCUCUGUACAUCCCCGAAAUUCGUUCGAUGGUGUUGCUUGGUUUAGUCUGGCAAAUUCAAACUUCGCGCCCAAACCAAGCAACAAUCAAUCAGCUGAAAGGGCAUGAACCAAAUCGGGCCAAUCAGCACACGGGGAGGGAAGGAAGGAGUUUUGCCGCCAUAUCCGAAGAACGGGAACCUGUUUUAAUGGGCGCUCCUACUCUGAUUGGUUGCCGGCACCUCACAGCGAUCAAUCAGCGCUCCCUCUUUCCGACCGACCAGGAGAAUGGCGCAAACCCAGUUUAAAUGGGCGCUCCUUCUCCCAAUGGUCGGCAGGGACUACUACACGGCCAUCGGGACCCUGCGGCCGUGACACCGACUCACAGCCCCAGGGAUUCCCUGCUGGCGCGUGUCCCUUUCUCCAAUGGAUAUCCCCACGCACCCACCAGAGAGAGCACUUUCCUGGGCAGUCACAAGCCUAGCCUCGUUGCUCGCAGGUAGGGGAAAUCAGUGAUCAUAGCUCCGUUGGGGAGCGGGUAAGACAAUCCCUGACACGGGAAUCGAAGACUGUGCACGCUGGUAGGGGAUGCAAAUGCCUCCCCUGGUGGGCGUUCGGUAAUACGAACGGGUGGCCACCCAGGGGAAGUGCCCGCCGCCUGUUUCUCUUGCGGUCUGCGGUUUUUACACCUCAUUGGCGAGGUGUGAACAUUCUAACCACACACUUUAAAUUAAGUAUCGAGGUGGUCCGGCACAAGGGGUUCCAUGCGCCGGAACACCCCCGCGUGGUUGAAACACGAGGUCUGCGGUUUUCACAAAUCACUAGCGAGGUGUGAACAUUCCAACUAAACAUUCUAAAUAGGGUAUCGGGGUGGUACGGCGCACAGGGCUCCGUGCACCGGAGCACCCCUGUGUGGUUGAAAAGAAAUUUGCAUGAUUUAGUGUAACAAUUACAAAAAUGGUAAAACUACAAAGAGGAAACACACAUUCCAGGGGAGCACAUCCACAAAUAGGAAAAGGCAAUUCAUGGUUAGGCAGCGGUCCUGCUACAAUGAAGAUGCAAUUUUUGCACACCUCUACACAUUUGCUUGGAUUGCCCUAAAAUUACUGGAUACUGGUUCUCUAGCAUACGCACAAAUUACUGAAACUCCCUUGAUCAUAAGCCAGAGGAGGGCACUUUCAAAUCUCACUCUUAAUCCACUUAAAAAUUUAAACACACAGUUUUACCUUACUUGCUCCUGCACGGGCAGUCCAUGACAUUGUGGUACUUGGGAAACAGUGCUUCACUUCCACUGUCUACCAAAAUCCCACCUUCUGAAGCCUUUACAUCCUCUCCUCUAAAUAUCCCCAUGUCCCCCAUUGUAUAUUCCCAUAUCCUCAUUAAAUCUCCCAAUGUUCCCCAGUGUAUCUCCUCAUAUUUUCAUUAUAUGUUCCCAUGUCCACCAAUGUAUCUCCCCAUAUCUUCACUAAAUCUCCCCAUGUUCCCCAGUGUAGUUCCCUAUAUCCUCAUUAAAUGUCCCAAUGUCACCAGUGUAUCUCCCCAUAUCCAGAUUAAAUCUCCCUAUGUUCCCCAGUGUAUUUCCCCAUAUCCUCAUUAAAUGUCCCCAGUGUAUUUCCCCAUAUCCUCAAUAUAUAUCCUUAUGUCCCCAGUGUAAUUCCCCAUAUCCUCAUUAACAUCCAGCAUCAGUUAGGUGACCUGGAGUUCAUUAGAAUCCAGGAAAUGCCUCUAGUAGCUGUCUGACUGACAGCCACUAGAGGCAGUCUUGGUCCUGCGAGGUAAUCAUUGCAGUUUCUCUCAAAUGGAACUGAAGUGGUCUGGGUUCCUAUAAUGUCUCUUUCAUACUUACCAUCUCCCUCCUGAGUUCCUAAAUGGCAAAUAAUGAAUAAUAAAAGAACUAUUUUGCUGUGAAAAAAAUUGCAAAAGAAGGAACACAUUACCCGUUGUGAUCUCCUAGUAGACAUUAACUUUAAAAGACUCCAGAAUCUUUAAAAUGCCAUGCACAACACAACAUAAGAUCUACAGACAUAAGGAAAUCAGCAUUCAUAGAAUAAUACUGUCAAAUGCUUCAAAUUUUAAACUAAUAUUAUACAGGUAGCAGCAAUUGCAAGACAUAUCUACCUUCUAAUCUCUCGAGCUAAAAUUUCUGUGGUUAAAAUAUAGAUUAGUGGUGAUAAAGGGCAGCCUUGUCAUGUCCCGUUACUUAAUCGGAACCAGUCUGGACGUAUAUUUUGUCUCACAGUUCUAGCAGUGGAAUUACUAUAUAAUAUAGCCCUAAGAAAAAACAAAAAAAAUUAAAUCCAAAAGCCUCUAAUGUUUUAAAUAAAAAAGACCAAUUAACAUGGUCAAAAGCUUUUUCAGCAUCGACUGCUAUUAACACAAAUUCUCCCUUUUUAUUUCUUGCUGCAUCUAUGAUGUCAAUAAUCCUCCUUAUAUUGUUUAAUGAACUUCUAUUCGGUACAAAACCGAUUUGAUCUUUGGGAAUUAUAUAUGCAAUUACCUCUUUUAGUCAACUGGCCAAAACUGAAGAUAGUAUUUUAAGAUCCGUGUUAAUUAAUGAUAUUGGCUGAUAGCUUAAUGCCGAAGAUCUUUAUCUGGCUUAGGUAUUCGUAAUAUAUUUGCCUAUAAUAAUUCCAGAGGCAUACUGGUAUUUUUAAUAAUAUCAUUAAAGGGACUCUCCAGUGUCAGGAAAACAAACUGUUUUCCUGGCACUGCAGGUCCCCUCUCCCUCCCACCCCCCAGCCCAUGUUGCUGAAGGGGUUAAAACCCUUCAGUGACUUACCUGUAUCCAGUGCCCAUGUCCUUCGGCGCUGGGUCAGGGUCCGCCAACGCUCCUCCCCCACCGACGUCAUCCAGAGGGGGAGACCUAUUGGGCAUUCGCGACAGGUGGUGGGGGAGACAUAAUGCGCAUGAGCGGGGUGCCGCGCAUGCGCAUUAGACCUCCCCAUAGGAAAGCAUUGAGUAAUGCUUUCAAUGCUUUCCUAUGGGGAUUUCGGCGACGCUGUAGGUCCUCACAUAGCGUGAGGUCGUCCAGCGUCAUUAUAACACACUUUUCGUGUUUAUGAACAUGGUAGUGUCCUCUAGUGGCUGUCUACUAGACAGCCACUAGAGGAGGACUUAACCCUGCAAGGUAAAUAUUGUAGUUUAUAAAAACUGCAAUAAUUACACUUGCAGGGUUAUGGGUAGUGGGAGUUGGCACCCAGACCACUCCAAUGGGCAGAAGUGGUCUCGGUGCCUGGAGUGUCCCUUUAAAGACUUUUGUAAUUUCUGGUACUAUUUCAUUUUUUUAGAUUUUAAUAAAAGAGCCUGUAAAUGCAUCAGGAUCUGGUGUUUUGUUUCUUUUCAAUUCGCCAAUGGCUUUACUAAUUUCUACAUUAUUAAUCGGGGCAUUCAACAAAUUCUGCUUCUCCUCUUGUACUUGUCUUAUAUCUCAAUUUUUCAAAUAAUUAACCAGUUGUUCCUGGUCCUUUGGUGCCGGUAAAUUAUAUAGAGAACUGUAAUACUUAUUAAAUGCCUGGACUAUAUCUACCAGAGCUAGACAAACCUCAUUCGAGUGGACUAUCUUAUUUAUUCUAUUUACCUCUUGUCUCUUCUUUAAUUUGUUGGUUAAAAAUGUGUUAAGUUUGUUAUUUUUAACGUACAGUGUUUUCAUUUUUCUAGAUUUCUAUUUAUUCUGUCCAUCUCAAGUUUGUUUAUUUUGUCUUUAAGUUCAUGCAUUUCAUUAGUACUUUUUUUACUUGAGGACUCCUGAUUUAAUUUAUCUAUUUUGUAAAGCUUAAUUAAUCAUGUUGGAAUAUUAUUAUGUAUUUAUGUAUUAUGUAAGAGCCCACAGAACUAUAAUGUUCUUGAACUGGUUUGUUACUGGUAAGUCAUAAAUGGUUAUGUAGAGGAGAGGUAGUAUAAUCCACGAUAUCUCUGCCGGUAUAUAUGAAAAGCAUAUAAUAAUCCAAGUAGGCAGGUACAGCAUAUAAUAAUCCAAGUAGCGUUAUAAGAAUUCUUCCCUCCCAAGAACUAGACGACACAUAGGCUGGGAGUCAACUGAGGUUUUUAUUCAUAAGCUCCAGUAUUUAUGUGGUUCCCCAUGCAAGGGGUUUCCUUAAUUACUUUACAGAGGUUGUACAGUAGGGGACUACAUGGGGAACUGAACAUACAGGACAUUUUUCCCACCAUGCACUGCUGUACGAGAGGGAUACUCCCAUAAGAAUAUCCAGUUAAGUGGAUUAUCCCUCUGUACAGCAGAACUGGCUUUUUACUUAAAAAUCCAUAACUUAUAUAUUAUUCGUGCCAUUGUACCGAAUGACCGUUCGGCAGAUAGCUGGGGUCUGAGUGCAUACUUCAUGAAAGUACCGCUCAGAUCCCAGCACAAUUAGCCGAACGCCGCACGAAAUACACCUUGAUAUAAACUCCUCAUAAAAGUCACGAAUACACAUGUAGAGAGAUGCCUGGAAGUCCAGCGGUGUUCGUGCCAUUGAGCAGCCGAUUUUAGUUCCAGGCGCACAACGACCAAACACCGCUGGGCUAACAAAGGAUCCAGGAUGGCCGCCGCCGCGUGGUCGGUAUCUGAACGGCGGCCACCGUGAAAAUCUAUUAACUGCAGAGAGAUACAUUGUUGCCAUCCGUAAUGGGAGCCACACGACCCCCUGUGUGUGGUCUCCCAUUUGGUACUUUGUUCGUUUCAGGAACAGUGUUGAAAUUCACUAUCCGUGAAACUACCAUAUGAAUGCUUGCGGCUUUCGUGCCGAUAGCAUAUGAAUGCUCUCAUUCACAUAAAACACAGAAUAGGGAACACGGACAUUUCAGGCAGUCUUAAAGCAACAAUAUCACAUAAGGUAACUACAGUCUUAAGUGGCUAGGUUUGCCACAGGUUAUAAGGAAUACAAAUACAGUUUUAUGAAAUAAUAAAAUAUUAAAACAAAUUUGCCCCUAGGUGACACUGUAAGUACUAACAACCUUAUAUUAUUCAUGGAAUAUGGGUAUUAGAACAUUAAGUGAGUAAAGCCCAACAGGUUAAGGGCAAAGUUUAUAGAGAGGUGGCAGAUCAAACCAUAGUGAGCCACCAUUACUGGUACCCCCAGUCCCUCUUUAAACUAAAAAUAAAUACUUGUCAAAAGACUGUGUCUGCAUAUAUACAAAAUAUUUGUAUCAUAUUUAGUCUUUAUUUAUUUGUUCUUUUUUUUUUAAAUAAAAUAUUUUACCAGGAUGGAUACAUUGAGAUUUCUCUUGUUUUCAAGUAUGUCCUGGGUCCACAAAACAUUGCAUUAUUACAAUAGGAUACAAUAUUACAAAAAUACAAUAUACAAACUAUACACAUACACACAUAUAUAAAUUUAAUACAUAACAGAUAAUAAAUAUAUUCAACCAUGACAGAUGCAUUCUGUUCUGAGGUAUACUGCCAUAGAUCUCUUAAACGAUUUGAAUGAUGUGAAUGUAGAAUUGACUGUGUCUCUGAGGUUAUUCCAUAAUUGCGGUGCUCUGUAGGAAAUGGAGGAUCGAGCCACUUUAUUUUUGUAUUGCGGUAUGCUAAAUAUCAUGCUAGUACUUGAUCGGAGGUUAUAGGAGGUGGGAACAGCCAGGAGAGCAUUCUAUUCAGGAAGGGUGGGAGCUUCCCAGAAAUUCUCUUAUGCACAAGGCUGGAAAGAUGAAGAGUGAGUUGGGAUACCAGCGACAGCCAGUUUAGCUCUUUUAACAUGUCACAGUGGUAACAUGUCAAGUAAUUACAUUCUAGUACAAAGUGGCAGAACAAAUUAUAUAACGUAUUAAGUUUAUUAGGGUGGGUUUGCAUUGCGGGUGCAUACACUACAUCCCCAUAAUCAAUGACCGGCUUUAGCAUUUGUUGCACUGUUUCCUUACUGUAGGGCUUAGGCAGGAUUUGUUUCUGUACAUGACACCUAGUUUUGGGUAAAGUUUUGAAGAGAUUUUUUCAAUGUGAAGGAUAGAUUGGGGUCUAGCAACAUACCUAGAUAUUUAAAAGAGCAGACUGCUGUCAGUGUGCUAUUAGAAUUUGUUCUGAUACACAAUUGUUGAUUUUGUAGUUUACGUAAUUUAGGUACAGUUCCAAAGAUCAUUGUAACGGUUUUGUCAGUGUUUAGGAAGAGUUUGUUAUCCGCUAUCCACUUUUCUACCUCUGUGAAUUGGUUUUGGAGCACAGCCUCAAGCUGUGGUAGAUUGGUUUAGUAGCGUAGCUUACAGUGUCGUCUGCAUACAUGUGGACAGUUGAGGAUAUGCAGACAUUAGGCAGAUCAUUUAUAAAUAAUGUGAAUAGCAGGGGGCACCAGAAUUUCUGCUACUUUUCCACCAUGUUUGUUUGCUGUCCAUCUUUUGUGUUUUUAAACCCCACCUCCUCUAGACUGUAAGCUCAUAGUAAAUGUCAAUAUAUCUGUAAAUGCAAAAGUAUCGAAAAGGUAUCACACCAUUAUAUAAGCAAGGCAUAUGUACCAAAGAUAUGACACAGUGGUAAUAGUACGCCCUCCGGUCUUUCGGUACUUACCCGGUCGCCAGCGGUCCCACGCCGGCGAUCGCGGUGGGGGGGACUCCCAGGGAGCCCCCCGCGGCACAUCCGUCCUCCACGAAGCCCCCCGGCCGUGUGAGAGUGGGGUCCUUGCGAGGACCCCACAAUCACAUGGCCGGGGACAGCUGGCUUCUGUAUUGCCAGCAGGGGGGCUGCCUGUGAUGACAGGUGGUCCCCCUGCUGGCUGAAAAUAAAAUGAAAAUAAGUUAAAAGUGUAAAAAAAAAAAAAUAAUAUAUACUUAGAUCAUAUAUAUAUAUUAUAUAUAUAUGAUCUAAGUAUAUAUAUACACAUAUACAUAAACACAUGUACACCGUCUAGGUGUAUUUUACUAUUAAUAUAUAUAUAAUUAUAUAUAUAUAUUAAUAUCAAAUUACACGUAGACUGAUACUGAUUAAAUAUAUAUAUAAUUAUUGUUAUAUAUAUAUUUAUAUAUAAUAUAAAAAAAAUAAAAAUGUAAAUACGUUAAAAAAUAAAAUUAAAAAAAUAAUUAAAAAUAAAUAAUUAAAAAAUAUAUAGAUGUGUGUUAUUUCAUUCUAACUGUUUUGUGAAAUUAAUAUAUAUAUAUAUAUAUAUCAAAAUACACGUAGAACGAAAUAAUAUAUAUAUCUAUAUACAUAAAUAUAUACGUAUAUAUCACUAUAUAUAUACCUAUAUAUAAAUAAAAAUAUUUUUAAAAAAUUAUAUAGAUAUAUACAUAUAUAUACAUACGUAUAUAUAUACAUAUAUUAAUUCUACAUAUAUAUUUAUGUAAUAUUUUUACAUAAUUAGGUAUCUUAAUUAAUUACAAUUAGCAGGACCUGCCUGACAACCCAUGCCGAAAGUAAAGGGAAUUUAAUUUGCUAGCACUAUAUUUAACCCUAUAACUUUCCGAGACACCAUAAAACCUGUACAUGGGGGGUACUGUUCUACUCGGGAGACUUCGCUGAACACAAAUAUUAGUGUUUCAAAACAGUAAAAUGUAUUACAACGAUGAUAUCGCCAGUAAAAGUGACGUUUUUUGCAUUUUUCACGCACAAACAGCAUUACACGGACAAUAUUAUUGCUGUGAUACUUUUUACUGUUUUGAAACACAAAUACUUGUGUUCAGCGAAGUCUCCCGAGUACAACAGUACCCCUCAUGUACAGGUUUUAUGGUGUUUUCAAAAGUUACAGCGUCAAAUAUAAGGCUUGCGUUUCAUUUUUUUCACAUUAAAAUUCGCCAGAUUGGUUAUGUUGCGAAUUUCAAUUUCAAAUGUAACGUGCUAUAUUUGACCCUGUAACUUCCCAAAAUGCCAUAAAACCUGUACAUAGGGGGUACUGUCUUACACGUGAGACUUUACUGAAUACAAAUAUGUGUAUUUUAUUGCAGUAAAAGCAAACAGUAUUAUGACACUGACCUUUAAAAUGUCAUGUAGAACUAAAAAAUUUUUAUUUUCUCCCAUUUUUUUCAUAUUAAAUUAAAUUUCAUAGCUAAAUAUUUGAUAUUAAAUGAAAGCCCUGUUCCCCUGAAUAAAAUUGUAUAUAAUAAGGGUGGGUGCAUUUACUAUGAAAGAGGUGUAUUACGGUUGGACAGACAUGUAGCGCAAAUGCCAGGUUUUGUUUACAUUUUGUUUUGUUCACAAUGUGUACAUUUGGCUCCGUCCUUAAGGGGUUAAAUAGGUACUUGCAGAAUGAAACGUAUUACAUGAAAUCAUAUUUGAACAAGAAAAAUACAAAUUAAAAAUUUGUCCCGAAGAAAAAAAAAAUUGUUAUGCAACAGACAAGAGGUAGGGUGUACGUGAAGACCCUAGUCUAAUAGUGAAUAAUAAUAAUAGUGAAUAAUAGUGAACAUCUAAUAGUGAAUAAUUAGAGGACUGUCAAUAUUGUGCAGCAGCACAAGUCACGCAUGUCACCUCCACUUGUCUUUCCCAUCGCCUGCCUCUCAUCCAAGACAGGGAUUGCCCAGCCCUCCAGCUACCAGUCUGCCAGAGGCCACAGCCCCAAGCUAAGCAGGACUCCCAGCAAUGAGGCAGAGGGUCCAUCCAGGUAGCAGGCUUUCAACCUGGCAUAAACAGCAGUGGGUUGGUAGCUCCCAGGCAUAUGAGCGGUUGGGACACACUCCUCUAGUCAGGUCAGAGACAGUCGUCUACAAAUUUCAGUUAGAAGGUGAGUGGAAAUGUGGUGAGGUUCACCGAGUGGGGGAGUCUGCCAAGCACCUUCAGGAGCUCUGUUAGGAGUGAAAUUGUCAAGCAAACAGAAAACUCAAAAUUUGUAACAUGUAACCUCCAUCUGUCCUGGGAGGGGGUAUAGUAUGAUCUCCACUGUCUGUCAUUGCAGUUCGAGUGCGACAAGUAUGUCCGUGUUGGGAUGUUUCACCCAGGAAGAGCAGGAGUCUCCAGUGUCUAUUUAUAGGCCACAGGCUCCUAUUAGCGAGUAGUCCCAAAACCGAGGCAUCUUCACAUUUACAGGCCCUCUGUUUACCAGCUAGCCUCUCUGUGAUGAAGUGGUAUUCCCCCAUUGAGAUCCAGGACUGGAGCUACAUGAGAUGGCGUCCCAUCAGCUCGAUGGUCCGGCCCCGUCCUAUUACCUUUCAUUAAAAAUUAGGACACAGUUAAAGAUAGUUUUACAUGUUUAUUUAAAUUUUAACAUGUAUUGACAGUUUCAAAAUCAGAUCACAUAAUUUUUAAAAAACAAACAAAAAUAGUUGUAUUAAAAAUAAUUACUUAAGGCUACUUGAUACUUCUACUAAACUAUGUUUGUCCUUGCUAUGUGAGAUAAUAGUUGGAUUUGCUUACAGUAUAAACACAUUUGUUAUCAGUUGUAUGUUAGCAUGUGGACGUAUUCCCACUAUUUUCAAAAGAUGGCAGUUCAAUUUUCCAUCCACAAUCAAGGUAUAAAAGAGGCAAUGAAUCUUAAAAAAGCCCAUUAUCUGAGUGUGACUCAAGAUGUUCAGAUUCCUUCUCCUUUUGGCUCUAGUCCUUUGUGGUAAGUAGUAUUUUUUUUCUUAUAUUUUAGAAAAUAACACUUAAAAUUCUAGGAAUUUUCUGACAACACAGAAUGUAGACUUCUGUUGGAAUUCAAAGAAGGCAAUCUGAGUUUUGUACUGAAAGUUGAAGUAAUAGUAUUGUAAAAAAAAAAUAGUAAUAAAAAAGAUAACUCGUAUUUUUAUGAGAAGACUAUAUAUCAUUAAUUUUAAUAAUUUAUAACUAGGAUGAAUAUAUUAUUAUUAUUUAUUAUUAGCUUUAUUCAGUUUUUAAGUAUGUCUUGGGAUUUAAAUGUUACAAUUAGACACCUCAAUUCAAGUGCACUCAUUUUAUCAACCACAGAAUGUUUAAUUAUAAGAAACCCUGAGGAAAGUUGAAAAGUUCUCAUCAACAACAUAUAAUAAUUUCUCAGAACUGGAAAAUGUUUAAAAUAACGCAAGAACACAUGAUUGUAGUCUAAUUCUAAGAAGACAUCCUCUUCAAGUAUCAAUCUAUUCUUGCUAGAAAACCUAUCAAAGUAUUUUGAAAUUAAAAUAAGAUUAUCAUUGCAAAUCCCUUUUCAAACACCCAAAAUUCCUAGUUUAUUGAUGAAACUCCAUUAUAUUGUGGAUAUAUAGCCUGCAUACAUCUCAUACAAUUCGAUUAAAAUAUACUGACUUUAGAAUUCACCUAUAAAUGUUUUAUGGAAUUAUAAAGCGAUAACUAAAGUAUUUUGUAUUCUAAUAACAUUAUCUGAAGGUAACCUCUAGAAUUCUCAUGCCAUACAAUUUUCAUAUUUUAAGUAAAACCCCUAGACUAAAGAAAAAUGAAUAUGUAGAAUUGUAAAAAUUUCUGAUAUCUGAAGAAUUUUCAUAGCAUUCCAUUACAUAAAGAAUUCAUAAUACAUCUAAUGUGAUAACUUAAAUGAACACUAUAGCGUUACGUAUACAAACAUGUAUUCCUAAUACUUUAGUAUCCUACUAACUGUUUUUGUUAUUGCCCCCUCACCUCAUGUGCAAUAAAGAGCCAUUUUUACUCAUCUUUCAGCCCACAUUGCUCCAGUCUUGGCCAUGCUGGCUCGCCUCCAUUGUUGCGAUCAUCGAUAUUCCAUAAUGAAGGAUUAGAAGACUAAUUUAUGAGAACAUGUGAUUGACUAGUUUAUUUCAGCAAAAGCGCUUCUAGUGGUUUUCAGGAAGAUACAUACCCCGUAUAACACACAUAGAUACCCACAAAAACUCUCAAAACGUACACUCUUCAAGAACAAAUGAAAAAACACACUGCUAGACAAUCAUACACAUAUACACAUAUGUGUGGUAGCUGAUUAUGAUGUUGUAUGUUUGUGGGAUUGCAUGUGUGUGGUUGGCUGCUAUAUGUCACAAUCACACACUCAUGAAUGCACACAUACAGAUGGAUUCACAAAGACACAAAAAGAUACACACAAAUACACAUAGUCAAAUAUUCAAAUGUAUAUAGAGACACACACACACUAAUCCAAACAUAAACUCACUGAUAGACAUUCAAAGUCAUAUAUACACUCACAGUUAGCACACACAUAUGAACCCUCCAUAAUAUAACAACUUCCUGUAAAGAGAAGGAUAACAGUUCCCUACCUGCUUUGGAGUAUCACCCCCAUGACGUCCUGGCAUGUUGAAGAUGCUGGUCCUCAUAUGGAGGACUCAGGCUUAAGGCCACUUUACAAAUUGUGAGGCAGUGGUUGUUCAUUCAUUGUUGGAGGGCCGGGCCAGACCGGAAAAUAGACCAAUAAGUCAUCAUCUCUUUGUACUUCACACUGGGAGAGACAAAGCCAUAGCAUGUAGUCCAGCACUUUGCGGGACUGCAGCCAUGGCUUGUAAGCAUACCCACUUAAAAGAACAUCGGUCCACCAGGUUUUUGUCCGGUGUGUUCUAUGGCCAAUCAAGUCCUGCGUCCCAUAGCAUGACAAUCAGCUGACAAGUUAUGGAGAUCUUCAAUCUCCCCAAUGCCCAUGCUGCCCCUCUCCAGCCUGCCAUCCUAAGGACGUGGCCUUGGUGGCUUUGUGGGAAAUCUGUCCCUCUCUGAGGUUGUGCACAACCUCAGACUGGCUUUUCAGAUAUAUACUUCAUCAUAGCUUUAUACACAUUAACAUAUUCUUGUAUUUCUUUAUUUCUUUAUUUCCUUUAGAUGCAGGACAAUAGGAAACCAACACUGUAUAUCAGUGGCAUGGCAUAGUCUUUAAGAUUAAAUGCUGAUGUUAAGUUGGUGACUGUUUUAUUUUUCCUGGCAACACCACUUAAGUAUUUACUGGCAUAAAGUAUAAAACAGACUCAGCUGCAUGCUUGGGCAUGUAUGCCUACCCAGCAUUUUUAAAUAAUGCCAUGUGCUCGCCUUCAUGUAUAGAAUGUACAGCAGGGCAUAAAUCAGGCCUUCAUUUAGGAUAUAGUCCCAGUAAUACAUUCCACCUAGAUUACAUACACUAGUUAUUUUGUGGAAGGAUGUAAGUACAACUAUUGUACUAUAGAUUUGAAUCGCUCGUUAAAAGUUACCAUUCGUACGCUAUUGAUAAGAGUCCAUUCAUUUUUAUUUAUUUAUUCUACUUUUCUUGUGUAGGACAGUGUUUUGAAGAAUUAAGGGUUUACGAUGGAAGUUCCCGUGUGGUAGGAGGAACCGACGCAAUUAAAAAUUCUUGGCCAUGGCAGGUUAGUGAUGAUCAAUGAAAACGUUUUAAAAUUAAUAAAAACUAAAUUAAAUAAAUUAACUAAUAACUAAAUAAAAAUAAAAAAGCUCAACAACUUGUGCUAUUAAAAUAGAUUAGAGCUUUGCAUGCUGCUUGCACCAUGUAACACCUUGAAAAUAUUUCUUUAAGGAGUAAAAUAAAAGUGUAGAAAAAUAUAGAAAAAUAUUAUGGGAACAUGCUAGGAGACAUAUAUAGGAAGUAUAGGAAUGAAAUGACAAACUUCAAUAUUAAUAUAUUGGACCAUUUUAUUUAUAUUGUGUCUUGUAUUGUAAAAAUCAUACAAUCUUACCAAGAUUUCAGUAAGACUUUUGACACUGUUGCACAUAGAAGGCUUAUCAAUAAACGGCAAUCUUUAAGUUUGGAUUCCAAUAUUGUUAUAUGGGUUAGACAGUGGCUGAAUGACAGUCAACAGAGGGUUGUAGUCAAUGGAGUAUAUUCGAAACAAGGUCUUGUUACCAGUGGGGUCCUUCAGGGAUCUGUACUUGGACCCAUUCUCUUUUAUAAUUUUAUUAGUGAUAUUGAAGAAUGUUUCUGUGGUAAGGUAAGUCUUUUUGCUCAUGAUACUAAGAUAUGUAACAGGGUUGAUGUUCCAGGAGGGAUAAGCCAAAUGGCAAAUUAUUUAGGUAAACUAGAAAAAUGGUAAGAGUUGUGGCAGCUGACAUUUAAUGUGGAUAAGUGCAAGAUAAUGCAUCUUGGACGUAAAAACCCAGGGUCAAAGUACAGAAUAUUUGAUAAAGUUCUAAUCUCAACAUCUGAGGAAAGGGAUUUAGGGAUGAUUAUUUCAAAUGACUUAAAGGUAGGCAGACAGUGUAAUAGUGCAACAGGAAAUGCUAGUAGAAUGCUUGGUUGUAUAGGGAGAGGUAUUAGCAGUAGAAAGAGGGAAGUGCUCGUGCCAUUGAACAGAACACUGGUGAGAUCUCGCUUGGAGUAGUGUACGCAGUACUGGAGACUGUAUUUCCAGAAGGAAAUUGAUACUUUGGAGAGAGUUCAGAGAAGGACUACUAAACUGGAUAAAAUUUACAGGACAAAACUUGCAAGGAAAGGUUAAAGAUUUUAACAUGUAUUGCUUGGAGGAAAGAUGAGACGGGGGAUUUGAUAGAAACAUUUAAAUACAUAAAGGGAAUCAACACAGUAAAGGAGGAGACUAUAUUGAAAAGAAGAAAAACUAUCACAACAAGAGAACAUAGUCUUAAAUUAGAGGAGCAAAGGUUUAAAAAUAAUAUCAGGAAGUAUUACUUUACUGAGAGGGUAGUGGAUGCAUGGAAUAGCAUUUCAGCUGAAGUGGUAGAGGUUAACACAGUAAAGGAGUUUAAGCAUGCGUGGGAUAGGCAUAAGGCUAUCCUAGAUAUAAGAUAAAGCCAGGGACUAAUAAGAGUUUUUAGAAAAUUGGGCAGACUAGAUGGACCGAAUGGUUCUUAUCUGCUGUCACAUUCCAUGUUUCUAUGUUUAUCUUUCACUGUAAUUGGUUCCAGGCAGAUUUAUUACAACGUUUCGAUCUAUACAGGUCUUUAUCAAGCUUGAAUAAUAAUAAAUCUGCCUGGAACCAAUUACAGUGAGUGCCUGAGAUCUUUCUCAUUACUACGUAUUUUUUGGGAGUUUGCUGACCCUUGCUCAGUAGCACCCUGUGUUGGUAUAUUGCGACUGAGUGCGACCCUACCUUUUGUCUUCUAUGUUUAUCUUUAUCUCAUGCAUUGCCAUUGUUGGAGGGAGGGUCUUUACCCACCAAACACUUUCUCUCUACUAUCCUCCCCACAUGUUCCUCCAAAUCUCUUUUUAAUUUCAUCCUGACUUAAUGUGAUUAAGUUAAUACUGUGUACUUGGCAAUAUAGUGUGAGAAAUUAAAAGGUGACUACUAUGGACUGCAAACGUUACUAUUUCAAGUGCUAUCACAUACCUGAUACGAUAAAAUGUAAACUUCUCUAACCUUUAUUCUGUCCCGUGUUGCACUUUUCUUUAAUCUUAAAAAACUGUCUCUAAAUAGAGAUGGUAAAAAUAUUGAACUAAUUUAAACACAUUACUAUUUAGUAAUGAAAGCUAAUGUUUGGUAUUCUGGUUGUUAGAUUUCCUGUGAUCAGUGGCAGAACUAAUGUAGGAAGAGCCCUGGUUCAAGAAUUUUUUUUGGCCCCUCUCUAGCACAAGGAGGCCAAAACAGAGAUCUCCACCUGUCAUACAACUCCCACUAUGUUAUGCCUGCCAUUUGCCCAUCCUUGCAGCUUUGUACUUGUGAGCGUUUGAAUGUAAUCAUGUUUUUGUAUGGAGAAUGUGUGUGUGCAUGUAUUGAUGUAUUUGUAUGUACCAUUGCCAUUGGAAUGCAGUGGUGUACUUCUAUGUAGUGUUUGCAUUUGAUUGCGAGGGUGUGUUUGCUUGUCAUGUUGGAGUUUGAUUGCUGGGAUGUAUGCACAUAUACGCAUGCAGAGCCAAAUACAUACAUAUUUACACAGAUACAUAUACACACAUAGAUACACACACAGAUAUACAUAGUGACCCACAGUUACACAUAUCUAAACACACCGACACACACAUAGAUACACUUACACUAAGAUACACCACUCACACAGAUACACACAUUCACACUAUAAUACACACAUAUACUGACAUAUUCACACACAAUACAUAUAAUUGUUAUAUUUUUAGCAUUAGUCACCCUUCUGUUAGCAUAACUUUUAUGUGCAGGAGGGUGGCUUGCUUGGGUUCUGCUCAGUGGUGGUGCUAAUGUAGAGAGAGCUCUGGUGCAAGAAAGUUUUUUGGGCCCUCCUCUACUGCAAGAGUGGCCAAAAGGUAGACCACAUCCGUCGUACAACACCAACAAUGCUAUGCCAGUUGGGGAUCUACCAUUUGCCCAUCUGUGCAGAGUUGUAUUUGCAUUCAGUGUUUGUGCAUUUGAAUGUAAGCAUGUUUUUGUAUAGAGUAUAUGUGUGCAUGUAGAGGUGUAUUUGUAUGUAAUGUUAUCAUUGGAAUGCAGUGUUGUACUUGUGUGUAGUAUUUGUAUUUGAAUGCAGGGUUGUGAUUGUAUGCAGAAAUGGAUUUUAAAUGCAGGUGUGCUUUUGUGUGUAGUAUUGGUGCUUGAAGGGGAGCUUAUAUAUAAUUGUAGUAUUUUUAUACAGGGGUGUGUUUUGUGUAAUGUUUGUGUUUCCUUGCAGUUGUGUGUUUGUAUUUAAUGUUGGUUUUUAAAUGCGGAUGUGCAUUAGUGUGUAGUAUUGGUGUUUGAAUGAACAGGUGUGUUUGCAUAUAAUUUUGGAGUUUGAAUGCGGCAGUGUUUCUGUAUGUACUAUUUGUGUAUGAUUGCAUGGAUCCUGUGCACGAGAGGCAAAGAAAACAGAAAUAUGGUAACCGAGAGGUAGAAAUAAUAGGAAUGCAAAAGAGACAUCCCAAAAAACUCUCAUGGGAAUGACAAACAAGUGGUUCACAUUAUCUGUAGUCUCAAAUUGCAAGAUAUGUGAUAAGAUAUAGCAAGGAAAGCCCUGGACUAAACCCAGAGACUGAUUAUUUUGGUAGUAGACUUUGAAUAAUCUACGAAAGAGAGCUUGUGUUUAAAGGGAACUGCAGGCUACACUUGCUGAAGUUCCAACAUUUGUCCUUUUUUCUAAAUAAAGCUUCACACAAAAUAACAAAUCUUUUCAAGACGCUUAUUCUAUUAUUUUCCAUAGAUUUCGCUACAGGUUCUCUCUGGUGGAGUUUGGUACCAUAUUUGUGGCGGAACCUUGAUCCGUUCUAAUUGGGUCUUGACAGCUGCUCACUGUGUCGACAGGUAACAGUUGCUGGAGAGUGAAUUAAAAUGUUUUUUUUUAAUGUGUUCAAAAGAACAGAAGAUACAUAUUAUAACUUAAUGUUGUAUGUAAAAAAAUAUUUAUAUAAAAAGGUUCCACUCCUAAGUGCAGUAAGUGAACUACCUUGUAAGGAGUCCAUAGGUCCCCAUGUAACCACAAGGGACUGUAAUGAUUCACAGAAAAUGUAAUCCCUAGUGAUCACCUAAUAAUCAAAGACGUGGAUUAAUUACCACCCAGUAACGUAUUUUGUUACAUCAAAUUUGAUGCUUUAAUGUUUAUAUUUGACAUUAAUUGCACUGUAUAAAUAAGUAGAGGACACUGCUAAGUAGAAUGUCUUUUUGCAAAACUAGAGAUUUGAAAAUCAGUAAUUUGAAGUGCUCAUGGUGCUUUCCAUCUGUAUGUGCAGUGUUUUCCUUUGAAACUGCUGGAGGCAAAAAAAAAAUGCCUGAGUUAUUACCAUGUGAUAUAUAUAUAUAUAUAUAUAUACACAUUAACAUGUUGGAGUGCUCAGUAAAUGGUUUAGGUACUCGUGACAUCUGUAACCACUUCACUCUGACAUAAUGAUACAUCUUUAACCACGUCGCCAUGACUACAUUAAACUUUAAAAACACUCUAGCUUUCCUUUCUAAAAUUUCUGGUAAAGCAAUCAUUAAUGAUCACUGGAAUGUCACAUUUAAUUUGAUGUAUGCAAAUAUUACGUUUUAGGUCAUAUGAUAUUGAUUUUUUUUAAACUGGUCUUUUUAGGUGUUUUUCUUCAGCUUUUACAUCUUCAUUAAACAUGUAAUGUUUCACUUUCACUCAAAUGCAGUUAUGAUACUUAUCGUGUGUCAUUGGGAGAUCAUAACAUUUAUGAAUCCGAACCAACUCGUCAGGUUAUCUCUGUGGAUAAAGUAAUAUCUCAUGCCCAGUGGAACACCAAUGAUGUAUCAGCUGGGUAAGCAAUGGGUUAAAUGAAGUGGGAGAAAUUGCGGCUCACCAUGACAAUGAGUAAUGCAGCUAAAAUGCAGAUCACCUUUGAUAUUGAUUAUCCAGUGACUAUGGUUUGUUUGUGUAAGUCAUCUACUGUAAAAAAAAAAAAAAAAAAUUUAAAUCUACAAAUCUGUGGUUUGCAGAACAUUAACAUACAUUGUAUUUUUCUAGAUAUGAUGUUGCUGUUAUUCGCUUGGCCACCAACGCCAUCCUGAACAAUGCAGUUCAACUCGCUCAAUUACCUGAGUCUAAUGUUAUCCUUGCAAACAACCAUCCUUGCACUGUUACUGGAUGGGGUUAUACCAGCAGUAAGUUCUAUUAUUGGAGGCAUAUCUAAUUCUGAAUCUUUUAAAAAGUUCUAAUCAUGAUUACAAUAAAACGUAAUACCUCCCACUGGUGUAACAAAAUCCUCGCACUUGGCAUUAAAGGGUCAUUAUAGUCACCCAGACCACUUCAGCUCAAUGAAGUGGUCUGGGUGCCAGGUCCCUCUAGGGCUAACCUUGCCUGCUGUAGACAUAGAAGUUUCAGAAAAACUGCUAUGUUUACAUUUGGGCUUAAGCCAGCCUCUAGUGGCUGUCUUCCGGACAGCCACUAGAGGCGCAUCUGCAACGCUGGAGGCAUUUAAUGCCUCCAUCACGCAGAGCGUCCAUAGGAAAGCACUAAAUAAUUUUUAAUUGGUAAUUUAUAGUACCACUGUAUUUUACUUUGUAUUUAGGUUCAUUGUAUUGCCCCGGUACAGACACAUUUCAUAUCCUUUCAGGAAAUACAGAAACCAGAUCACAAAAGCUCUUCUGUUCUUCUGUAAUCCUCUCCAUUCUCCACUCUUUGCAACUAAGGGGAUAAUUCACUAAAGUCCAAAUGGCCCUGUAGCGAAUGGGGGUGGAGCCUGUUAAAUAACACUGUGAAUAGACCCACCCCCCCCAUGAUCCCAUCCAUUUGGGAGAUCACUGUCCAACUCCCUCCCACCACCCAUGGAAAGCAGAUGGGGCUAUUUAAUAAAAGAAAAAGGGGGAACAUCCUAAAGUCUCCUUUGCCUGCACCCGUAGUCAGCUGGUUGUGGGUUAUUCUGAUAUAAGUGUUCCUCUGAUCCUUACCCAUUGGCAGCAGGUGGAGGUCCUAAUUAUAAUAUUUAGGGGGAAAAACCUAGUGUCCUCCCCAGAUCCCACCCAUGGGAGGCUGGGGGUUCUAAAUAAUUAAAUAAUGGAGGGUGGAGAUAUCAUUGUCCAAGAUUGCUAGGGGUCCUCAAUCCCCUAGCUACUCAGCCAUUAAAGUUAAAUAACCUCAUCUAACCCCCAACCCUGAUAAUACUAAGCGGGGAAAUAAAACUAAUAAGUGUAAAAGAAAAAAAUAUCUCCCGUCUUCUAACUCUUAUUUUCUUUAGCCACAAAAAUGAGGCCAAAUUAAAAUCCAUAAUUCUCGAAGCAAUAAAAUAAAAAAUGUAUUUUUUUUUAAAUUAUUUGCAAAAAAACAACAACAACUUCUAAAACACAAAAUAAUAUAAAUAAACCAUCUUCAUUCAAAGAGGGCACACUACAGGCUGAGCUCUCAUAGCAGAGGUACUUAUGUUUUGUCAGCUGUUACAAUUGCAAUAGCUGCCAGAGCACUCUGAGAGACAAGAAACCUUAGAUCCUCCCCCCUAAAUAUUAUAUUUAUGGCCCCCGCCUGCCACUAAACUGUUACUUAUUGCAAAUUCACCACAGAAUGACAAGUAGACAGAUAUAAUAAAUGGAAAAAAAAUAUCGAUUCAGCUUUGCUUCCAUCUUAUCAAUUACCUGGUAAAUUCAAUAUCAAUUCUCGGUGUUGUGAAUAAUCUUAUUGAUGUUAUUUAUCUGAGCUUUUACCUAUGUGCCGCAGACCAUAUAAGCACUGGGAAAAAAAACUUUGUAAGACAUGACUUGCACAUGUAAUGUAUUACAUUAGAUGAAUAGCUAACUUCUCUUUUAACUAGCAAAUGGAGCAGUGGCAGCAGUUCUUCAAGAGGCUCCUCUACCAGUGGUGGACCAUAAAACAUGCUCUGGCAUUUUGUACUGGGGUUCAACCGUUAAGACUUCCAUGGUGUGCGCUGGAGGAAAUGGAGCUCAAUCAGGGUGUUUUGUAAGUUCUUAUGACCUAUUGUACACUACACUACCUAAACCUAAAUAGUCAUAUUCCUUCUGCUAUUUUCUUGGGUCUCACUGAAUUGAGUAUGCACAUAUUGUUGGUGGGACGCCAGGAAGAUGCAUACAAUAGACAACAGCCUUUUAUUCCUCAAUAAAAUGGACAUACCCAUGAUCAAUCAGAAUAAUCUAAUUUAGUCAUGUUGCAGAAUGUAUUGUAAAAUGCUAUAUUACAAUAGAAGAAUUUUUCUCUGAGCUAAACUUAGCUAAAGUAAAGAAGUAGUCACUGAGAUAAUACCAUGUAGGUAAUUUGGGCACCCCUAAAAAAAGAUUAAGACCAAUGAUAUAACCACAUAGCUUAGCGACUUUCAGAAUUUUCACAAUCAUACAACUCAUAGCAGACUUAAUUAAAUGGCUAAAAUGCUUUAAUAUACAUAACUUUUUUUUACUGAUCAUUUGCAUAAGAAGCAUCAUUAUCAAAGUAUUUUUUGUUACAAUGCUCCUGAAAAAUGUCAGCAAGACAGGGGUGGAAAUAUGUUAAGGCUUUUAUUUUUAAUUUGUUUAGAAGAGGUUUUUAAAUCAAUAUUUUUGCUCAUUUGCAUUUACAAAGUGAGAUUGUUAUGUGUUAUUGAUCAUCUGCAUGAUCAUGGUAACACUUACUAGUUUAAAUGUUACUGAAUUUACAAACUGGGGUGAAAUCUGGUGCAUUUUUAAAAAAAAAUGUGUAUUAAAUUCAGUGUUAUAAAUCAGUUGUGCUGAAAUUCAUAUUGAAACUGAUGUUUAGUGUUGCACUAUUGAAACAAUUAAAAAAAAAUAUUUCUCUAGUUAAAUGAAUUGCAAAAACAUUAAUUGCUCUUUUGUUUGCACCAGUUUUAGAAAUUUAAUUAACUUCUGCCAUUUCUAAAAUGAAAACAAUGUACAGUAGCGCUGUGUAAAUAUCUCAUGUUUGCAGUGAAACGUUCUACCGGUUUGAGGCAAAUGUUACAUUCCAGGAUACGUCCAGCACAAAAACUAGCCUCAACAGUAAAUGUAAUUUGAAACCCAGAUACAUAUUAAAUUGAGCUUAUAUCAUGCUUUGAAUGAAUGACUGACUGACUGAAUAAAUGUUUUUUUGUUUUAAUUAAAUAUCUUCAAAGAUUAUCUUCUCUUUGCAGCUCUCGUUUGUUGCAAUAUUGAUUCAAUAUUCAAAGUAAUAUUUUAUAUAUUAACUAAUUAUAUUCCAACUUGCUCUUUAUUAAGGGUAGUAGAUUUAGAUUGCAAACGUAAAUCUAAAAACCUUCCUCGUUCCUUUCUCUUAUUGAAGCUGUGGAAUAUGUUGUGGCUAUAUAAAUACUAUUACUAAUAAUAAUAGAUAGUUCAGUUGGAUCAUUUACCAACUGGGCUACUUUUUAAUUACCCCUUAGGAAAGGCAAAAAUGUCUAAAAUUUUUUUGACAUAUCACUCUUUUCAAGAAUGUAUGCAUUAUUGUCUCAAUUAGUUAUAUUUUGUUUUUGUUUCUAACAACAUAGGGAGAUUCUGGAGGUCCUCUUAACUGUCUAGUCAAUGGAGGCUAUGAAGUCCAUGGUGUAACCAGUUUUGUUUCUUCUCGUGGAUGCAAUGCCAUACGCAAACCCACUGUGUUUACCAGAGUCUCAGCUUACACUAGCUGGAUUAAUGAUGUAAGUUUUCUCCCAAUAUGUAUAUAUAUUUAUUUUUCAAAUUUUUAAACUUUUUAUAGGUUUCAAGUUUUUCCUUUCUCGACUCAGUAGAAAUGUUUGUUGGCAAAUAGAUAUUUUCUUCUCUGUUAGAAUGUGUCUUGGACUUCUUUCUUUUCCCUCGAUGUUUGUUGCCUUAAUUUACUGUAUUUUCCCAAUUGUUGUUUAUUUUAUUAAUGAUGGCGUCACCAGUAGUGUAAAUCCAGUGUCGCCAAGUAAGAUGUUACAUGAAUGAGCUAACAAGGGUUUUAUUCUGUCUUUCAGAAUAUUAAUGCGAACUCUUAA
Messenger RNA from Pelobates cultripes (western spadefoot toad), 52835 nucleotides. NCBI's taxonomy places the organism in Eukaryota, Metazoa, Chordata, Amphibia, Anura, Pelobatidae. The record is from the annotation of a GenBank genome assembly.